Molecule: messenger RNA, 45540 nt
Organism: Xyrichtys novacula (pearly razorfish)
Lineage: Eukaryota; Metazoa; Chordata; Actinopteri; Labriformes; Labridae
Source: the annotation of a GenBank genome assembly
GUGGCGCCCUCGUCCCCAUGAAUAAGCAGAAAUGAUGUUUUGCUGAGAGUCACACAGAAAGAAUCUCUGACCUGAUUUUAAGUAUCCGAGCUUCAUCUCUCUGAUAUGAUGGUCGUUUGGGUGUUUUCUACCUGCUGUGAGGAGCUGAAAAUAUCUCGGGAGGAAAAAUUCAUGUAAAUAUUGGGGAUUUGGUGUCGUAUUUCCUCCUCCUGUCCGGACUGGCUCUCUGGAGAGGGGGCGGAUAUCCAGCAGCAUCCCGCAGCCUACGCCCGCCUCUGUGGCUCUGUGCAGAGCUGAGGGGGCAUAGAGGGACUGCACACCGACAGGAGGACGGAGACACACAAACACAGAGAGAGUGACAAGGACAGGGGCGAUGGCCGCCGGUGCAGGAUGCGGGGAAUCGGUGGAUCAGUACCGGGCCGAGGUGGAGAGGCUCACCGCGGAGCUCGCCGAAGCGAACCGGGAGAAGAUCAGGGCUGCGGAGUGCGGUCUGGCCGUCCUGGAGGAGAACCAGGCACUGAAGCUGAAGUACUCAGACCUGGAAACCGAACAGGAGACUCUCAGGAAGGAGUUGGAGCAGUUACAGGAGGUAGGAGGUGGAGUGGUGUUUGCUGUUUGAAUCUGCAGCCUGACAGGUGUGUGUGUCUGUGUGUGAUCAGCUGCACCACAGCAGGGUGCACUUGACAUGAGUCACUCCUGUUUGUUGGGUUAAAUUGCACUCAGAAGGUGUUUGUGCAUUUGAUUGGCGACCAGAUGAGACUCAGGUGUGUCUCAGGGUACAAGACAAAUGAGGAACUAGUGAAAUCCUUUAAAUGUACCCAGGGAAAGGUACCCAGACAAAUGAGGAACACGUGAAGUCCUGUAAAAAAGGAGUCUGUUUCCAUAAUGUGUGGCUCCAUUUUCUGUGAAACACCUAAAUUUGAUUAAAAAGUGAAUUACUGGAUGCAAAAAUUGUUGCUGCUUUAUGAAUGCAAGGCCCUGUUUCUGAAGGUCCACUAACAUCACACCUCAGCCACAGCCUGCUUCAUUGUUUCAGAUUCCUCCCCUGUGUGUGCAUAGCAACAGUCAGUAAUUUCAGGAAAGUCUUGCCAAGAUAAAUAAAUUUUCCCCAGACAUCCCUGAGUAACCUGAUCAUCAGAUUUGUCCACUACUGUAAUGUAGAGCCUUGGUCCUCUAUUGAUCUCAAUGUCAAGAUUGUAUCUCCAAAGAGGAAUGAGCAGAGAGAACCUACAGAUAUCAGCUCCCUGCCUCCUUGACCUGCAUGUAAAGCUCAGAAGAAACAAAAUACUCUGUUUUUCUUUGUUUGGGAUUAGUCAAAACAAAAACAGCAAUAUAAAACAGUGGUUCAAGCAGAGAUAUUAAAAGGUUUGAAAAAUUAAAUCAACUCAGAACUGCUGAAGUCCAUCUUAUAGUCCCUGCAUGUUUAGUGCCCAUAUUUAAUCAUUUGUAAACUCUAAUUUAAUGUGAAUGUAUGCAGAGUGACUCCAAUUCAUCACAGCAUGGUAUGAUAUGUACAAAAUAAUACAAUAAAAUAAGCAACAGUAAGACACAAUAAGAAAGGAUGUGAAAUGAUAGAACACAUUGUGAGGUGAUAAGGUAUGAUAUUAAAUGGAGCAAUACGUUAAAUAUGAUAUGUUGCAAUACAACACAACAGGAUAUAAUACUAUGUAGUGUAACACUAAUACUAUUUGAUACAAUAUGAUGUGAUAAAGUAUAAUAUAAGGCUGUGUGAAACAAGAGUACAAAACAGUCUAAAACCAAAUAUAUGUCAGGAUAUCAUACUAUACAUGACAACACAUUAUGUAUGAUAUGAUUUGAUAGAACAUGAUAUCAUAUUAUAUCAUAUCAUGUGUCAGAAUACCAUACUGUUUGAUGAGAUAUAAUACAAUUCGAUACAAUGUAUGAUAUGAUAGAAUAUGUUUGAGUAUUAUAUGAAAUGAUUGAUAUAAUAAUGAUAUGAUGUGAAACAAAAUGAUACAGCACAAUAGAAUAUCGUAAAAUACGAUUCUCUAUGAUAUAAUGUGAUACAAUAUGAUACCUGAUACUUGGUCAACAAUACUAAUUUAACUAUUUAUAACAAAAUAAAAUGAUAAAGAUCAAAGUGCUUAUGCAACGAAGUUAAAGUUAUAUUGCUAUGAGAAGAACAAGACAUAAUGUCAGAGAAAUAAAAUCCUCCUGUCGCAAGAAAAAAGAGUUGAUAAAGUGGUAGAUUCGGUUCACAAUGAGCACCUAGCUGUCUGUACCAAGAUAACAAAAGUGGAGAGUCAGGUUAAAGUGUCCCUAAUAUUUUGUCUCCUCGGCUCCACAUUGUCGUAAGGAUCAGGACUGAGAUCAAUAUUUUGAUGCAAUAAUUGUGCCAUACACAUCAGGACAACAGCAUUUUGCAGAAUUGACACGUUAUCACACCCUUAAGUUCCUGUAAAAAUGUUGUUUUAAGAGAAAUUAGUUUUUUACGAACUGUGACAAACCAUAAGGAUGUAAAACAUACACUUAGUGCCUGUAGUAACUGUGCAAAUAUCUUGGACAUAAAACUGUCCAGGAAUUACAGCAGAGAGGAUGACGUGCACACCGGCCUAAAUUAUGUAUGCUCACGGUAUACGUUCAGCCUUUAAUGAACACAUGCAUAUUGCAACAAGACUCCGGUGCUGACGGUGUUCACAGCUCAAGGUUGCAGAUGGAGAUGGAAAAAAGCCAAAGACCAAAAGGAGAUGGAGUCUCUGAAGGGAUCUUUAUUUAAUGGAAAGUGUCAUUCCUUUUUAUGCAUACAGACGAUAAUCUACUUAGAGAUAUUAUUACUCCUGUGCAGCUUUAUACAGCUUUUUUAUUUUAUUUUUUAAUAACAGUGGCUGUUUUAGGAAUAAAAACUACUUAAAACUAACAGUUACCUUUUCUUGAGUGUAACAAUUUGUGUGUUUAUCUUUCCGAGCGUUUGACCAUUAAUUAGAAGAAUCAAGAUAUUUGCGGUUUCAUGCCCAGCAAUAUCCAUGUGACAUUGUGUAUGCAUAUCACACCGCCCACUUUCCUCAGAGUGCCCUUUUCUUCCUCUUCUAUGUUGGUUGUUCUUUUUUGUUUUGACGUGCAGAAUGAGAGUGAUCUUUGUGCAGCUCACAGCAGACUGUCAAAAUAAAGUGACGGCCCGAUGCAGACGGCAGCAGAGUUCUGUCUCCAGAUGAUGAAUUAUUGGAGGAUGUGUUGGUGGAGCUGAAUGAGACAGAGACAGAGAGGCAGAUGGAGGCGGAGUCCCUAAAAAUGUGCUUUGGUGAUGUGUGGUUCUGGUUAUAUAGAGGUAGAUUUUAGUUUAGUGAGCUAUAACCCUGUUAGUAGAGCAGUGCUGCUCUUUUUGUGAUCUACUCAGGUUGUAUCCUUCGCCCUCCUCCACCUGUCUGUCUUUGCCCUCUCCUCUCACAGGGAACAUUUUUUAGAGCUGAUAUUAUGUCCACAGAAUAAACACCUCCUGGUUUCUUUCUGCCUGUCGCAUAUUUCUUUGAAUAUGAGACGAAGUGCCAGAGUGCAAACCUGCCACUACAAUAACAUCACGUCUGCUCUCGCUGCACUCAGGAGGGAUGCAUUAUGAAAGGUCAGGGGAGCUGCAAAUGGAAAGUGGAAUUGCUUCUGGGAUGGGGUGGCCUCUGCAUCCAGGAACUGUUGUUUAUUCUGUUGAAAAUCCAUCACAUAGUCUUUGUGAUGUUAUUUGGACAUGCUUUGCAUUUUCAGUGUAGUGGUCUGCCUGCCAUGGUUGUGUGCCUUCAGACCAAGUCCCAGCUGGUGGACACACUCACACCUCAGCCACUAACAUGCAAAACUUUGAGCCACACUCUUACACUCCGGAAAUGAGAGCUGGAGCUGCAGGUAAACUGAAAGAAUCAUUCCUUGCUGGGCCGUAAUUAGCUCCAAUUCCUGUUCUGUUCAUUAGUUUCUUAUCAGUUCUUGAUUGCUGUCCUGGAGAUUUGGAUGAUAAAUACUUCAAAAGCCAAAAUGAGCUAAAUAGCUCAAAAAUGGAUAAGAUAAGAGAAGAUAUUCCUUUAUUCGUCCCAUAAGGGGAAAUUUCAAAUUUACAGCAGCGAUAAAUACAAAAGAGAAAUUAAAGAAUGAAGAAACUUAUGAGUUAAAAAAAAAAUUAUAUAUAUAUAUAUAUAUAUAUAUAUAUAUAUAUAUAUAUAUAUACAUAAAAAGAUAUAUAAAUAAAUUACAAUCAUUUGAAACACUUUAGAAUAUCAAACAAUAUCAACAUAUCACAUUUUGCAUACCCAAAUUAAAAGUAGCAGAAGUAUAACUCCUGUUCAUUUCACCCUUUAUGGUAAGAGUAAACAAAAUUCAAACUUGUGUCUUAAAAAAAUAUAUUGGAAAUGUUUGUAGGCAUGAUUCAUUUAUUGAAGAUGAAGACCAUUAAGAAGGCAGCAGCUCAUCAUCUGCAGUGUGUACCCUCAAAUUUACGCCAUAUUGACAUAAAUGCUCCAUAUGUCAUGCUUGCUUUGGCCCGCUAUGAUCCUCCUAUCACAGCUUGAAGAUUUAUGCUGCUGUUAGGAACCGUAAAGGUGUCCACAAAUUAAUGUGCCUUAUUGAAUCCAUGAAUGUCAAAAGUUAGAUUUGGUUGUUUUGCUUAAGCCUUUUUGGUUUGGUGGGUGUGGUUUGGUAACUUGUCCUGUCAAAGACACUAUUGUGUUACAAGGAAGGAUGGUCAGACUGUUUGCAUUCAUGCAUAAGGUUCAACAUUUCCUGUUUGGUACACCAUAGUUCAGCCAAGGCCCUCUGCUCUUGCUCCCAGUGCAACACCAUUGCACCUUUGAAUGUCACAUUUCACCUUAAAAUCUCCCAGACUGCUCCAGUCAACAGAAAUACACACUUUGUGACAAUGGAAGUGUCACUCUCAUUGUUUACAUUGUUAACUCUGGAAACUAACUUAAUGAUUUAGCUUUAGGUCAAGUAUAGCACGGCUUCGAGCAGAGAGUAAAGACCUCCGAUUUCUCUCUCUUCCUCUCAAUUAUUAAAAAAUAGAAAAGAGGACAAAUUAACAUUUUCUUGGUGGUGUUUCAGCCUUUUGAUGUCAAUUCAAAGCUGGAGCUCUUUAAUAAUGCAAUGUUUAUCCUGUUAUUUGCAUGUGAAUCCUGCCUGCGUCAUAUUUCCACCUGAAGAGCAAUAUUAGAAACAAGAUAUAAGUUUGAUUUAAUCAUUCAAUCUAGAAAUGUUUCCUUCCCAUCCCUUUAUAUUUCCCCUUUCUGCAGCCCUGUCAUUCACCCUCCAUUGCGCCCCUCCCUCCCUGCCCCAUCACCCUCUCCUCCCUUGUAUCUCUGUAUGUACUGAAUGUCUCUGGAUAGCUGCCCAAGCAGUGACGGAGCCGCUAUUACCCUGUGGUUCUGGCUUGUUAGUGCUGUCUCUGGGCAGAUCAACCUCGGCUAGGACGCAGGAGGCGGUUGAAGGAAAAGGAGGAUGAAGAGAGUGUGUUUGUGCGGCCUUUAGUAAUGUUUAAUUCACACUGUCAACAAGGCUGGAAAUAGAUGGAGAGCUCUGGGAAGGAAGCCGUGUAGUCAUAAAGUGUAUUUGUGUUUGGAUUUUAUCUUUCAUAUAAAUCAGUCAUGAUUUGAUGCGUAAAAAAGCCCUCUUCUUCUCAAUUACUCAUGUCUAAAGUUUUCUAAAGUUCUUCACUUGAAGCAUCUUUGCAGCUCGGAGGUCUGCUAAGGUGCGUGCAGAGUAAGUUAGUCAUUUAGGCGACUGUCACAGCUAAUCUUCACAGCUCUUUAAAACUCUGCAGAAGAAUUGUCAUUUGUUGAAAGCUGAGAACAGGCCGAUCUCAGGUCAACUCGAUUCUUGAGGCUUCAGGCUGAAAAGGUGACCAAAGAAAUCUCCAUCAAAUACUUCACAUGACAACUUCAAACAUUUUAAAAGAAAGAUUCAGUCAUGAUUCAUCGGGUCAGCUCCAAUCUGUUGUUGAAUAUCUCCCAGCUACACUCAUUCCUCUCCUUUGCUCUGAUUUUCCUCUGCAGUGUUUGCUUCUGUGCUGUUUGCACGCCUGCCAUCUUUAAUAUUGAAGUAAAGAUUACUUCACAUUGCAGUUCUGUUGGGAUCUUUCUAGGGGAGAUAAGUACCUGCAAGAUCAUGAGCAAAGUAUUUUUCAAAAGAUUUCCAGGGCCUCGAGGUACAUAAUUUAAAAGCAGUAAUUUCAUGUCCAGAAAUGUAAUCAAUCUAAUGGCAGGGAAAGUCUGUUUUGAAAUUUCUGGAGUUUUGUUUAUUUGCAAGUACAGAUAAAUGCAGUUGGUUCACUUCUUAAAAAAAACAAAAAAAAGAAAGAAAGUAAAAUGCAUGAGACCUGGCAAAGAGGCUAAGCUAUCUAUCGCAACAGAUGAGGUCAAUUUUUAAAUGUGAUUCAGCUAAUUUUACGUAAACCUACUCUCACAGUAAAUCAGAGUAAAGAUAAAGUGGCAGAAGCUCAGGAGGGAGAGCGGUCGUCCGAUAACUGGAAGGUUGGCAGUUCAAUUCCCUCCUAUCCUGAGUCUGUCUGUUGUGUCCUUGGGCAAGACACUUAACCCACCUUACUCCCAGUGUGUGUCCUCCACUGGUUGUGAGUGUUAUGUGGUGGUGGUCGGAGGGGCCGUAGGCGCAAACUGGCAGCCAUGUUUCCAUCAGUCUGCCCCGGGGCAGCUGUGACUACUAAGGUAGUUUACCACCACCAAAGUGUGACUGUGUGAGCGAAUGAAUGAUGUAUCCAAUGUAAAGCGCUUUGAGGGUCUCUGAUAAAGCGUGAUAUAAAAUCUGAUGCAUUAUUAUUAAAGCAGUUGAUCAGUGCUAAACAAAAGUUGCUUUCUGACUGCAAAGUGAAGCCCAGAUCAUUUUCUAAAUGGAGCGUGCAGUGACACUCGUGUGUGAAUUGGAGUUUCUUAAAGCUCUUGUGAGGAAGUUCUCGUUUGUACCAAUUUGACACCCCCUUGAAAUCUUUAAUGUUGUGUCUGAUGGUCUUGUUUGACUUUGGAUAUCAUGAGAAAGCAACUAUAUGAAUUUAAGUUGACUUUAUAAAUGAGCUUUAAAAUGAGCUUCAAAAUGAGCUAAAUUACGAGACAAAGUUUACUCUUUCUGAACUAGUUGAUAGAUGAGCUCUACGUCCACAGUCACAAAGAAACAAAGUCAAAGGAGACUUUCAGUGAGGAGUACUCCAAUGAUUAUACCUUCUACAACCCCACCAAUAGCUUCAAUAGUACUUUUAUGUAGAUCAUCAAACUUGAACAAGCCUCCCGGUAUCGGACACAAGAGCAUGAUGUCGGUCUUUUGGAUGAUUUAAGAGAAGCUUGGGUUCAUGCCAACAUCCCUGAAUUAAAGAGAUGCACUGAUUGUGAAAAUUCGAGGUAAUACCAAUGUCAGACAGUGAAUCAAGAGGCUUUGUCACAAUCAAGGCUUUAAGUUUAACCAAACAACACCAGAGUUGUCCUUCAGAAAGCCUGAGGUGUUCCUAACAUACAGUCUGUCAUGUGGAAAAGUGUGUAAUAAUGAAGCAUUAUUCUCAGGGGUCAGCUGUCAGGUUCGCUGAUAUCAACAACAUGCUAAGGCUGCUGUGGAUGAUUGAUUUGCUGUCAGUCUGCGGUUUCCCCAGAGGGUCUAUUUGCAUAAUUUGAGUUAACAUCAAAUGACUUCUCCGUCAUCGGGGUGCAGUGGUGAUGGUGUUAAACUGUUGCUUAAUUUACCCCCAUCAGACCAAGUUAUGAAAGCAUGUGCAAAGUCCAACCGACUCUCAAACCUUCAAGGAGCUCAAUCUGAAUGUUUAAAAAGCAGGAGGAGGUGAAUUAGCUGAAGGAUGUCUGUCUUUCUUCUUCUUUACUGCUGUAGUUGUAAUAAUGAGAGAAGAAGAAAAGGCUCAAGAGCAGCAUUAGAGCACAUCUGGUGUUUUUGCUUCAUGAAUAAAAGGAUUAGCAAACCUUGAAUACAUAUUAAAAUUUAUCAACUUUAUUCUGAAACACUCAACACCCGAGUGUAUUUGACCCGGUCUCCGGUUCAGGGACAGCAGUCCAACAAAGAGAGCAGCUGUGGCUGUAAAUCAGUCCGUCCUGUCAGAGUGGAGGAGAGGGAUGCAUCACAGGUUCCUCCCUGUCUCCUCCUUCUCCUCUUUGCUCCUCUUUAGUGUUAGCUGGGCUCCACAGAGAAAGGAUGGAGGGGCUGAAUCAAUAGCUCCAGGAUGAUAGUGUUCCCUUCUCUCAGCCCACCAUCCCCCAUCCUCCGCCUUGUGGUCCCCCCCUGGAGUGAAGUGGGAAUUAUCGAUUCCUACUCUGCGUGGAAAAACUGUUUCAUGUUGUGUGCACUGCAGCAUGCAUGAUGGGACUAAGUGCAUGUUGGGGAAACACAUCGGUUGGAUUUUAUGUUGUUUCUUCAAAGUGGAUCAAAACAAACAACAUGUUGAAUGACUUACAAAUCACUGAUCUGUGUUCGGCGCCUUCAGAUGCCUGUGAGAGUCUUGAAAAUGGUUUAAUAAGAGAUGUUUUCAUAUAUUCACUGUUGCUUCAUGUAGGUACACCAACACCACGCACUGCAGAGUUUGUAGUCUAAGCUGGUUUUAUUAGAUGGACUUGUAAAGCACAUAGAAUCAACAAGAAAUGCUCAAGAGAGAGCACAAAAGCACAAAUUAGCAAUAUAAUGCAAGGGCUGUAUACAACUGUACAGCUAACUCUAUUCUGUGAUUGCAUAAAUUGGGCUACAGUAAGUAUGAACACAAGUUCUAAAUAGCUUCACAUGCUUAACCUUCAUUUAAUAUUAAUACAGCACUGAAACACGUGCAAAUUAAAUUUACAACAACUUAUUGAUGAAAACCUAGAUGACUGAUCAAUACUCAGAAUAAUUGAAAGAAUAUUGAUCACUGCAACCCUUUGCUCAUACAGUAAAACAAAAAUUUCACAAGACGGCAUGAUUAUUCUGAGUUUGAAAUGAUUUAUGUGAGGGGUCAGGUUAAAAUCUGCAGGUAAGGUAUCCCAAUUUUGUUUGCACCAAGGACACUUUAUAAUCCCUGUUGAGCCCUUCACAGAGCCUAACACUGUCAGGAGGAACACAACCUGAUGAUUAGGCACAAGACAGUAACUGAUUUGAAGUUGUGCUGAGACUUGAAAAGUCACACUAUAAAAACUGUUAAUAAUCUUAAUCAUACCGAUCCCAGAAAAACCUCCACCAGACUCCCCUGUCUGUCAGUCAUAUGUCUUGAGUUUAUCAAUUCACAUGUGGCACAGGAAAUAUGAGCUGAUAUGUUAAAUAGCACGCAUCAGUCAGUUUAGCUUUUUGUAGAGCUGUUCUUGAAGAAGAGAGAGAGAGUAAUAAGUAGUUUGUGAGUUCACAGAGAGAAACCGUUAUGCGAUUUUCAGGAGUUGUUUUGGUGAAUCAUCAGCUGCUCUGUUAGGUAACCUCCCAUGAGUUAUCCUAGUUUGAGAGUACCCGGCUGCAGACACAGCAAAGCUCUGUAAGUGCAUGCACAGCAGAAAAUUUGAUUAGAUCUCAGCUGCUAUUAAGAAUAAAGUUACCAGUAAAUAAACAUUUAGGGAUUGAACUUUAUGUCCAGCAAAGUUAAGAAUCACUUCAGAUCUGUGAACUGAGCAGCUUUGUAAAGGCUUUAACAGUUAGAUCUCCAUCAGUGUGUGUUCCAGCUGUUAUCAAGUAGUCCAGCCUGUUUUUACUGAAUGCAAUCUGCAAAUCAACUAUUUAUGUAACUAUUUAAAUUGAGAUGUUUUUACAUCAUGACCAAUCAGAAUCAAGCUCUGAUUACAGCACUUACAUUUGAGUGAAACCUCUAUGACGUCGUCUUAUUGAGUCACUUUUGUUCAUGUUCAUGUUGCGUUGGUGUCCAAGAGAAGAAGACUUGCUCUGCUGAUGAUAUUAUGAAUUAUCUGCUGCUGCAUGCCGGUUUGGUGGGUGACCUUUGACCCUGGCAACAGCUCAGGGAUGCAGCUGAGCAUAUAGAUCAGAACUUGUCUGGCCUUGUGUUUGGCCUCUGGAUCUCUUUGUGUGGGGGAGGUUCAUUUACAUGUAUUCUGUCAGGACCUGAGGGGAAGGUCACCUGUGUCUGCGGUUCAUCAGAGCCACUUUUUCUGCAUGUAGUAUGUGUGUUUUCAUACUUUCCCCUGUGUGUGUGACUGUGUAUGCAGCAGGAGAGGUUGAAGGUUUUGGUGUGGAUGUUGUGAUUGAAGGUGAAGAGGGCGGAGCAGCUCGAGUGACUGCAGCUGUUAUUUGUGCCUCUUUGUUUCAGGUGGUGUUGACCUGUUAGAAAAGAGGGGAUGAGCAGAUGAAGUGGUUAAUGGUCUUUGUGCAUUGAAUUAGUCAGUCUGAAAUAAAAAGAGAGCAUAGUUGCAUUUAGGCCUGACUCUUACUGAGCAGUUUCAGUUGUUUCUGUAAUCCAACAAUCCUCACAUGAGCAGGAACAUGAAUUAAUGAAGCACUUCUCUCUGCACAGACCCUCAGGCCUGCCCAGCCCUGCACAGUUUAUGUUUUUCUGAAAGCUGCUUUUUGCUGCAGUGAAAUACAGUAGUGUGUGAGAGGAAAGAGGGAACAGGACUCCCAUCCUGCAGGCUGCUGUAUCGAUCAGCCGUCUACUUUAGCUGUGUGUGCUGCAAACUCUGAAAGCAGAGCAAAAACCAGCAUGUCCUUUCACAAUGAUACUUUCUUUGUACAAACCCAAGGUCCUCCUUUUGAUAAUUUGAGAUCUGUGUACACCAUCUGCUGAUUUUUCUUUCUAAAAAUCUGCGUUUUAAGCAUCUCUGCACUCAGAUAUUCUCAUAGGUUGUCUCCAGACAGGGGAAUUGUGUUUCAGGAACAGUGUCUUUCAUGCUCAUCAUCUUUGCACACAAGGGGAGGAGCUGCCUCAUAUCUAGAUAACUAGGGGACACAAUAUCCUGCAGCACUUUCAGUGCGCAUACGCCCACAUGCAUAAACACAACGUGCACUUGUACUGUGUGUGACACAGUAUCAGGGUCAGAGGAUCUGUCUCUGUCAGUUCUACACUGUUAGGGUUGUAAAGCAUUGGACAGGUUUUAAAUCAUCCUCUACUUACCCUAUUAAAUCACCCCUAUCCUCCUUCAGGUCGGAGCUGUUGUCAGAAUAUUAGUAACAGUGACAAGCAUGUUUAGUGUGUGAUUUUUGUGUUUGAAAUGGCUUCAAACUUAACGAGAGUCAAAGAACAGGAAUUAAAAAAUAAUGGAUAUUGCACAGUGCAGCUGGCCUCGCAGCCUAUGCAUGUGUCCCAUCCAUAAAGGUUAUGAUCUUUAUGUUUAUUCCAGCCUGUGGCACUCUCCCCAUUUUCUGAUUCAUCCACUGUCCACCAAAUGGAGAAAAAAGUCCUGGUAAUACAUUUCAAUCAAUUUUAACAUCUUAAAGGUGGGGUAGACAGAAUCUGAGGAAGUGCCAGUUAUUGGGAGAAAUUAUGAAUGUAAACACUACCCCUAACAACCAGUUUUCUCCUCAGCUCCUCCUCUUCCCUCCCUCUCUGCUCCAGCAAGCCCCGCCCACAAACAAUUAUCGUUUUAAUGAAAUUCAGAUAUAAUGCAGAUAAAUACUUCAGAUAAUUACAAAUGGGGCCCAGCCAUCGUGAAAGUAAAAAGCAUUGGUGCUACUGUAGAUGCCACCAGACUACCAGCAAACACAAUGUUUGCAGGACUUCUACAACUAGGAUAAAGUGACAUAGUCCAGGACCUGAGGUAAACUGUUUAACGGAGCUACAACACGCAGCAGGUCCCGUUUGACAAGAAACACCUCCGUUACAGACACUUAGCUUACUGUGUUCAAGCAGUUUACCUGUCUAGCAGAAAGGUUACAGGGUCCGUAAGACCCUGACACCUGUCACAUUGUUUGUGCUGAUGUUGAUCUGGCUUUUUAGCUCUUGUCCGGUCUACCUCCUUUUUAAGCGCCAGUUAUUUUGCCAGAGUUUCUGGUAUUUACUUGUGUUGGUGGUCAUGGCUAAAGGAGGAUUCAGACAUUUUUCUGUACUUUUUGGUUAGUUUCUACUGUCCGAUAUUGUAGCACCUUAACUUUGUUUGGGCUCAUGAACAUUAUUCAAGGACAUGGACCGUGCCUCACAACAUGAGAGAGCAGCGUCUGCUUCACAACCAAUCAGGACGGGGGAGGCAUAGAAUGGCUUUGUUUACAGUCAGAAAGAGCGGGCCACUCAAAAAUUUUAAAAUGUUGACGACACAGACAUGACAAAACAUGCGAUAUUGUGAUAUUACCAAAUGUCAUCGAUUACUAAUAGCUAUUGACUGAUAUUAAAAGCUCUGUUGUAUAUACACCACAAAAAAAGAUGUUUCUUUGACGGAAUCCUGCCUACCCCACCUUUAAUUUUAUCCUGUUUGAGUCACUGUUUAUCCCCUCAGGACUGCAGGCUGGAUUCAAACCCUGGCUGGUCUGCAGGAUGCACAGAAGCUCAGAGUCACCCAGAGGCCCCAUGAGCCUGAACCAGGAGGGAGUCUAUGUGCAGGCUGGCCUUUUUAUUGUGGUGCCUGACUGUUUGUGUGGCUGGACUGAGUCCUCUUUAUCAGCUUGGUGGAGACACACCACAGAGAGAGGGGAGACAAUGUUAUCAGUUCAUCUGUCUGCUGUCACUCAGUCUCCCUCUCCCUCUCUGUUGUCUCUGCAUGAGUCUGCAGACUCUCUCUCAGAAUACCAAUCAGUCUCUGAGCCUCGAAUCAUCCUUUUCUUUAUAUUUUUCACGGCUGUCCUGCACGUUCACUUACUCUCGCCUUUGCUUUUCCUGUUAAUUUGCGGCUCUCUGUCCCGUGGAGUGCUUCUGUCCUCAUUAUUUAAACAAAGAGGCGGAGGCUGGAGGACCAAAGGAGAGAGAGAGUGCUUCAGUCUCCAUCCUCCCUACAUUAGUGCUCUAAUUCUUCAUCACCUCAGGCGAGUCCCUGAACACUUGAACGACUUAGGAGACUCAGCGCUCACAGUAGUUAAGGAUCAGAACAGAAAUGCUCUGUUGUCAUUUUGGAGGAUUAUCACGGGGGAAGAAACCUCUUAAAACAGGAUUCCAGACAGAAAUAGAUCAAAACAUCCGUCUGAAAGUGUUUUUCCUCUGAGAGAUCAGAAGAUUGUCUGCUGUUUUAUCAGAGCUCAGGGAUCAAGAGGACUGGAAUGACUGAAAUCUUUCAUUAAGCUGUAUUGGGCCUGUUGAUUUACAGUUUAUAAACCUGUUAGCUACUGAAACAGUCACUCCAUAGUGUUCAAUAUAAAAUCAAUAAAUAAAGGGUAAUAUUGCAUUCAUCAUAAAUGUCGGUCAUGUCCUUUAAUCCAUAGAAUAACCCAGUUUUCCUGUUUCAGAACAAGACGUCUUUAAAAAAAACUAACAGCGUGAAACAGAAUAACAAAAAGAGCAGAAAAUGUUGAAAAGUGGAAAAAAGUAAAAUACACCAAUGUUAGGGGUUUCUGUUUUAAGACAUGGUUAUUGAUCGAUGGUGAAGAUAUUGUGGAUUGUAACAGUUCGGUUUGUAAACUAUUUUAUUGUCUCUCUUCAUUGUUGAACUGGGAGACAUUAUACUACAUUUCUAGACGUGUAUUCGUCAUGAAACAGCUGCAAGUUAGAAAAUGAGAAAAGCGAGAAAAAGUAGAGCAACACAACAGCUGAGAUGACCCCUAAAAAAUUGAUAGAUCUCAGGGCUGGGCGAGAUGGCCUCAAAUCAAUACUACGAUGUAUUGGACAGUUCACCUUGAUAACGAUAAAUGGACAAUAACUACUCCACAAGCUGCUCACCCCCUCCCACAUAAACUUCGUCUACUUGAGUUGCUACAACUUUUGAACCGUCCUCCAUCUCCUCACCUGUCUUUUCCUCUUUGUUAAGGACUGGAUGGGGUUGAUUAACGUCUCCAACAUAGGACAGCGUCUUAAAGGGACAUGAGAUCAUAGCCUACCUACACACAUCCAAAACCAACUUUUAUUUAUUUAUUUCAUUGACACCAAAUAUAUUGACAUGGGCAAAAUGACGAAGUUAUUGUCUUAAAUUUCGGUAUCAAUACAUUUUCGGUUUAUGGCCCAGCCCUAAUAGAUCCGCAAUUUGGCUGCAUCUAGGGUUGUGACAAGGUUGACAAGGCUGUGCGCAAGAUUUGUAUGAAGUCAGUGACAGUAAUGGAUGGAACACUUCAAGUUAAAAGGGUCCACCUCGGGAUCAUUCACCUGCAACAGGAAGCUACAGAGACCUCUGAGCAAAAGAUGUGUGCACAGUUUACAAAGACAUGCACACAGGCUAAAAAAAACAGUUGUCUUUAAAUAUUAGGUAACCUUGUCCCUGUGAACAUGCAGUGAAUCAUGUAUGGGUAUAGAUGUGUCUCUGUUAUUCAUAAAUUUGACAUUUUUAACGAAUCUGUCCAUUUUAGUCUUUUGUUCUUUCUUUCUUACUCCUCCUCGUCUCUGUAGUCUCUGAGCUCUCCUUCCUCUCUCAGAGCUUUUUAUAUUUUUAUCCCAGCCUGGUGGCUCUCUUCCCCUCUCUAAAUGAAUGCCAGGAUCAGAGACGAAAACCACUCAAGUGCAUGUCCGAGCGCGCCUGUAGCCAUGUGUAUUUCUUUUUUCAGCCAGUAUUUUGGUGCUGGGACAGCCUGAAAGGGUUUGGCCAUGUGUUUUUGUGGUUGACUUGCUUGUGAUCUGCUGCAGGGCACAUUACCAAGCAUAGAGAGCUGCACAUGACACAGUUCCAGCUGGUACAGUCUGUGCUCCAGAGUCUGCUGAAGCUGAUCACAGUAUGCUUUUCAGUAGCACAGAUGAUACUGCUGUUCUUCACGGUGAUAUGAUGACUCUGUCAAAAACUCUGUCAUUUGAGGUUGAAUGACCAGUGCUAUCAUGUCUUAUUCUUCUGAUUCUCCUGCCAUUCAUUUGUUGAUUCCUCAUGAGGAACGUGGGCAAAAAAGCUGUUUGUGGUUUUAUUACUAUGUGCAUCUCUGUUGCAUGAUAAUUUUUGUUUUGAUUGAUUUUAUCAAUCAACAAUACAGAGGGGGCAGCUGAUGUGUGCAGUACGUGAGCCAUAAAUCUGUAGGGAGACAAUGUGUUUCGUGUCAUAUAAUCAGAUACCAUACUGUGUCAAAUCAUAUCAUAUAUUAUAUUGUAUCAUACAUAUCUCAUAUCGUACAAUUUUAUACACCAUGUCAUGUGAAAUAAUAGAAUAAACAAAAGUAUCAUAAACUUGAUUGAUUUAAAAUCUAUCUAAACAUGCCUCUGGCUGAAAUAACCAGGUCUAUUAGAUUUUAAAGUAUAUGGAUCAAUGGCUGUAAUGCUUGUUAUUUCUAAGGAGUUACCUGUCAUAAAAUGCAGAAAACAACAAAAGUGUGCUUCCAGUUUCAUAUAUUAGGCAUUUAUUUACUAGCUCUUCAAAUAUCAACAUCGCCAUCACCGGUGAGAAAAAGAAAAAAAACGUACAUAAUGUAUACAUAUGUAAUGCAUCACACCGAAUCGUAUCAUGUUGUAUCGUAUCUUAUUAUAUCAUAUUGCACCAUAUUAAACUAUAGCAUGCCAUGCUAUAUCAUAUAUAAAUAUCAUAUAUCUCAUCUUAUGCUAUUAAAACAUAUGUCAUGCUGUCAUGUCAUGUCUUAUCAUACUGAAUCAUAUAUCAUAUCACACCAUAUUGUAUCAUGUUAUAUUAUAUCAUGUGAUUUUAAGGAAAUCAUAUCAUAUACUACACCGUAACUUUUAUACAACACCACAUAAAACCAUGUCUUGUCAUUUUAAAUCUUAAUUAUCUUUAAAAUAGUGUUAGGGUGUGAAUAAUAAACUUUUUUGUCACUAAGUUCUUCUCAAUUAUCAGAGGGAAAGGAAAAAAACAACAACAGAAUAUAAACAGAAACAAGAGACUGGUCUGAGGAGCAACCAGCAAACCCUGAUCAGAGGACCUCAGAGUCCUGCUGGAGUCAUAUGGCUUCAUAACAGAUCUUUUUACAUAUCUUAUAUCAUGUCACAUAAUUUAUUAUUCCAUGAGUCAUAUGAUGUCACAUCAUAUAAGGUUUUAUAUCAUAUAAUAUCAAACAGUAUCAUAUCACAUAUUAUUUAAUAUCACAUUCUAUGUCAUUUAUACCAAAAUGUUUAAUAUCACAUUUCUGUAUAUUAUGAUUCAGCACAUUUUAAUAUAUUACAUGAUAACCAUAAAGUUUUUCAUCUUAUCAUGUCAUUAUAUUUCAUUUAGCAAAAUAAAGACACCACACUCUCUCUGGAGAUGUAGGAGGAUUGAUGGACACAGGGAUCAGUUUGAGAGGGUAUGUAAGAAACAAAGAGUUGCAUGGGAUCUUGAUAACAAACUCAGAGCCCAGCUGUCUCGCUGUCCAACGUUCAAUGUCCAUUCAGCCGUGCACAGAUGGAGCAUGCCGGAGUGAACGGCAUUCUGGGAAACAAUCCAGACAUCUUUCUUAUCUGGAGCACAUUUGAGCCAAAUUGAAUCACUUUAACACACCACAUCAGUUUAACUAAACCGACCCUGUGUCCUGUCGGCCUGUCAGCUUCAGAGUGAACACCGUGUUUGUGAAAAGGUGGCAGAUGCGACACUACUGUGAGUAUUUUAUCUAUGAAGCCCAUUAUCCUGAGCUAUAGAUUUUUUUUCCUGCUUUAGUAAGGAAAUAAUAGCCUAAUACUAUCAGAGGAAUAACAGGCAUCACUGCACUAAAAUGGAUUUCAGUAAAGAGGAGUGGAAAGAGGGCAAUUCACAUUUAGCCUCCUUACUAUCUAUAGAGCACUUACGGCACAUUUGCUCAGUGUUUACGCAGACAGUGAUUCAUGAAUAGAGGAGCUUUCUACCAGCUCGGGAAAAUGUAAAUAAAGGAUAUAAAUGGUGCUGUGGAGCAGGCCUGUGCACUCAGGGUUACAAUGAUAUCCCCGUUGAUUCAGUGCACACAAAAGCCAGUGUUGGGGUGCUGAAUUAUUGCACUAUUUUUAGUGAUACGCACAGAUUUUUUGUGAAUUCAGCUGAAAAAAUGUGCUUAUAUGAUGCUUCUAUUUUUAAAAAGGUACAAAUUCGUCAGCGUCUGUUUUAAUUGUAGGUUCUGUCAUUGUGACCUACCUCCGCUCCUGCAGGGCUGCGAUUACCCAGCUUCCCCCUCUCUGUUGAAAAUGUGCUCAUGUGUUUUUAUAGAUGACAGAUCUCUUGACUUGGCACUUUUCCCCAUGGCUGAGAAGCACAUGGGGAUGUAUCUGUGUCCUUGUUAGAGGACAAAUGAUGCUGGUACAAGGUUUCCCAUAAAGCUGUCUCAGUGACUCAUUAUGGAAAUUGGCUUUAAAUACAUCAGAGUUUCUUUAGAGUUUUAAAUAUAUUGAAGACACUGAAAGAUAAUGUAUGUGUGGAAUUUUCUUUCACUCCUCUCUGGUUUUAUGUUAAAGGAAGUCAGCUUCUUUGAGUCAAGUUAAUCAGGGGGUCUGCUCUAAUUCCCUCUUUAGUGACAUGCAUACCUUCAGGUAGGGGUGCUACUAGUUACACAGCUGACUUGUGACUUUCUACUUAAACACAUCAGACUCGAGCCAGCAACGCCCCUCCUCUUGCUGUGCCUUUAAAACUGCAGAAAACACACAUUGGUCUGAGUUAUGUUAAAGCAUGGAUUGAUUGUAAAUCCAAUUAAACAAUCACUCUGAGCAGCAGAAACGAGAGUGAUUUUCCAAAUCAAAUUAUGAGUGCGUUUAUGGACAAGGCACAGCAGCAUUAACUUCAUUAGUUUAUUAAAACUGAAGAUAUCCUGACAUUAUUGGAUGGAAUCUACCAUCUGUUGCUGUUGCGUGUGCUUGACAUCAAAGAAUAGUCGAACUUCAACCUUUCCAAUUUUGCUGCUGAAUCACAUGGAUGGAUUCUGCACUGCAUGCACAAUGGGUACUGUUUAAUCUUUGUUAGUAUCUGUGGCUUAUUGUAGGCGGCAUAUAUAGCAAGCAGUUGUGCAGAUUUACAAAAUAUCAUGGUGACAUUCUCAGUCCGAAGUAUUUGGCCUAUGCAAGGUUGAGAUGAGCCUCAAUGAAGAUGGCAUUUAGGGUAGCCUCAUCUUUCAGCAGUCUGAAAUCACCACUGUACUGUGUCAUGGAGUUUUGAAUGACAUCUUCAAAACACUAAAACACUAAUCCAAAAAAGCCCAUUUUACAACAUGGUAAAAAAAAGUAUCUAUCUAUCUAUCUAUCUAUCUAUCUAUCUAUCUAUCUAUCUAUCUAUCUAUCUAUCUAUCUAUCUAUCUAUCUAUCUAUCUAUCUAUCUAUCUAUCUAUCUAUCUAUCUAUCUAUCUAUCUAUCUAUCUAUCUAUCUAUCUAUCUAUCUAUCUAUCUAUCUAUCUAUCUAUCUAUAGUUGUGAAAUCCAUCAUGUGGUUGGCUGGCUGACCAUCUGGACAUAAAGUAACUGUGUGUGUGCGCGUGCGUGCCAUUCAUAAAAAUCUUCUUAUGCCUUAUAACUCUGACUCCUGAUUUCCUGUAACUUCUCAAACAUUGUUGCAGCUGACAGAGAUUACGGCUCGACAGGAUGUGCGACUGAUAUUUAAAUCAUUUUGAUUUUUCCCGAGUGAAACUGAGCAAAUCAACUAUUGUGUGUCUAAAUUGGUCUUUGAAAUCUGUCUUUCUGCACAUACACAGUAUAAUUUUUUCUGUUUAUGAUUUUUCUGACUUUUCUGUGAUUGCUGUGAUCAAAUAUGCCAGAUUCCUUUCCAGCUCUUGUAACAUGUUGCAUGCAAGUUGAAGUCAUUUUAGCUUUUUUGUCUGGGGAAAAAAAUGUAAACCCUCAAUAAAAUUGAGGUAAAUUGUUAUGGCUUUUUCCCUGGACAUGCUCACUUCAGUGUUAUCCAAUGAGAAAACAAUAAUCUGCUUGUCCUCUGUUGCCCUGGUGGUUAUUUCAGAAGCCUCACUGUCCUUAAAUGAUAGCUGGAAAACUCAGCAAAGCUUGUGAGGAAAUUUGCAGAAAAAUUGUGGCUAUUGGCCAACAACACUUCGUUGGAAAGAAGAGCAAACUUGCAAUUUGUUUCCAGAUUCGGUGUCUAUUUGAAUGAACACUCACUCACAAUUUUGCAUUAAUCUUGUCACUCUUUCAUAUGAUUAACAGCUAAUGAAGCCUUCCCUAAGUGCUCCCAUUAUUAAUGCAUUAGAUAAUCUCAUUAAAAUCCACCUUAAUGAGAAGUUGAAUGCAGGAGAGUGCAUGAACAAAUCAUUAAAAGUGUUUUUUUAAUCUUUGCUUGUGUCCAUAUUUCUGCACUUUACUCUCAGCUUUACUCUCUGACCUUUUAAGUUACUUUAAUAUUUUCUGUAUUUACGGCUGAGUAAGAAGCGAAUAAACGUGUUUCAUGCUCUGCAGCAUUUACAGUAAAGUCUGAGUUCAUUUGAACAGCCCUUCCUAACUUAGCUUUUAAAACACACAAAAACCAACCACAAAUACACCAGGGGCUGUAAGAAUAUUUGCAACAUGAGACAAAAAACAACAGGCAGUUAAAUGUUAUUUAACAGGAGACUAAGAUUACAUGACUGUUCCCUCUCUAAGAGCUUUUCCAGUUAGCGUCAUAUCUCUAUAAAUAUACUUUUUUUAACAUUUCUGCUGCAGGCUGGGAACCCUGGGAAUCAACGAAUUCAUUAACAUUUGGUGGAAAUUAAUUGCUGUUGCAGAAAAAGUUCACUUUUCUUCUCCCUCCUGGGUGUUAAAUUAGACUCCUGCUGUGUAUAUGCACACAAACAAACAAGACGCACACUCACAGGUCCUCCCCUGACUCCUCAUUAGGAGCUGCAGCAGACGGGGAAGGAUUUCAGGGUUGCACAGGCUCCUCCUUCUUUCACAUUGGUGCAGCACUGGGUUUUUGUCUGCCCCUCUUUCCAUGGCCUCGGGGAUGAAUAUCUAUAGGAGACAGUUCUUUUGUCUGGACUUUAUCCACAGAGCCACAGAAGGCCUAGGAGCCUCAAGGUUGAAUGCAUUAUCAGGUUUUCAGUACACAGUGUGGAGCGGGCCGCCUAUCAGAGACUCCAUAUGAAUAUCAUCCUGAGGAAAUGUUUUAAACUUUAAUCUCCCACAUUUUCCUCACAUCCUGUUCAGCUUGUAAGAUGUUUGCCAAUCAGGACACAGAGACAAGGCCACAACAAAUAAUGAUGCAGCGUGCACAGGAUUGCAAUUACCUAAAAAAAAAAAGGCUGGGCCGCCACAGUGAUAUUUUUAGCCCAGGAGAGGCUGAGCUGCAGCAGCAUCGGGAGGGUCAGAGCACGCUGUGAAUGCUGAACCUGGGUUCUCUGUGUUCACUGUGCUCUACUUUGAGAAGAGGCAGAUGGAGCGUCUGACUUCAAGGAGCACAGCUCAGCCCAUGAAGGAGGCAUGUCAUGAAACCAUCUGCCCAGUCGUACGCUUCCAAGUUCUGCUGAUUUGCCAUGGAUGGGUUACUCUUGAAGCAAAACCUACAACUGAGACAGUUUGUCUGUUACUGUUAGCUUCUGUCUUUAGGUUUUUAGGAACAUGCAGACGGUCCGUUUCUAGAAUUUAAUGACAGUAUUACCAAUGUACACCCUGUCCUUGAGGUUUUUAAUCUGUAUAAAGUGCAAAAUAUAACUACUUGUCUUGCAUGCUAGACUUUUCUGGCAACAUAACUUGUGGAGAGAGAAUUGAAAAAACUAUUUUCAGCAGUGCCAAGAUUGAAAAAUGACUGCAUGAGUCCAAGUUGGCACUGAGGAUGUUGGUGGUUUUUCAGGAUGUCUGGCCAGUUCCUUCAGUGGUGGCACUAAUUUCUUUGACAAUGUGAACGAAACAAAGUAAUGACAAUAAAGGAAUGUAUGUUUCUCCUAAAUAUCAUUCUUGUGUAUCAAAAUUAUGGCUGUUUUUUCAUCUGUUAUUGAUACUCUGGCUACCCAUAAAAUACAAACAAUGGAAACAGACAUUUAAACAUUUAUGUUACUGUGCUGCAUAUACAUUACCAAAUGGUCAUACUGGUGGCAUACCAGUGGGAGGACUGGCACAGCAGGCUGCAAAGCCACCAGCAUCUGCUGCUGAAUUACCAGCAUAUGGCAAAGGCCACAGUUGGAUCAUGAUGUCACUCAAUAUUUUUGCAAACAUGCAUCACUGAUGAUGGCAAAUACAGGUUAAAACACUGAUAUUGAACUGUAUUUUAGUUACAUUCUUACAAAUCUACUUGCAGUGUAGAUGUAGACUGAAGAUGUACACAUUAAACUGACAACAAAUGUAUGUCCUCACCUUCGUUAGUCAAGCUUACAUGUUGAUUGAAGGUAUUAUUAAUGUUGUGUGUGUUAUAGACCUGAAAUACCAAUCAUAUAUUUUGUUAAACUGUAGCACAGCCACCUGCCACUAGCAGGACCUGUAGCUAACUCCACUAGUACAAAAGACACAGUCAGCUUUUGCAAGUGUCCCAAAAGGUUUAACUUGUCUUCAUACGUGAGGACUUUUAUUGAUAACACACCUGAUUCAAAUGAUUAGCUCGUUAUUAAGCAAUUACAGAGCUUGAUAACGAGCGGAUCAUUUGAAUCAGGUGUGUUGAAGCAGGGAAACAUCCAAAACAUGCAGGACAGUGGGCCUCGAGGACUGGACUUGAGAACCACUGUGCUAAAGUAUGCUGACUGAGCCAUAGCUAAAGCUUUUUAUUUAGCAUGAGACUGACUGAUCAUCUCAUCUAACCCCCUUUUCAAGAAAAUUGUCCUAGUCUGUUUUUAAAUACGAUGCACUGUCACCUUCAGAAAUCUCUGCACUGAGAAACUUGGUAUCUCUAUUUUUAAUGAUUUUUUUUUUCUUUUUUACCUCUUUAGUCUUUGCAUAAAUCUUUUCUCUGUCCUUCACCAUGAUCCUAGAAAUGCAGUCUUCAGGUCUCAGCUGUUGCUGGGAGGUCUGCCUGCCCUGGACUCUGACAGUCCGUCAUCUAAAGACAGCAUGCAAGCUUAUUCAGCCACUCUGUGCUCUGAAUUAAUCAGCUGUUUUGUUCCUGAGGCCCUCCUUCCUAAUGAUUCACUACAAUCAGACUCGGCCUCCCUGUAGAGCGAGGGAGGGCAUGAGGGUUAGGAAAUGAAAGAGUGUGAAAGAGCGAGAGAGAGAGAGAAGAGACGUGGUGAGAGAGGGACAAUGAGGCAGAAUUAUUCCACAGUUUUUCCUGCAUGAUUGAGUGAGAGUCCUGAAGGACAUUUAUAAUGGCUGAAUGGUGGAGUAUUCAGAGUGUUUACAGGCUCUUUUUUUCAUACGCUGACUGUUUCGUUGGUCAUACAGUGGGACAAAGAGUUUAUUGAAUUUGAAUAAAGAAAGAUUAAUAUCUUUAUUUUCUAUUUAUUAACAUGAUUUACAUCAUGAACUGUAGAUUCACAGUAAAUUUAUAAUGACAGAAAGAGCUGGAUUUAUAGUUAAACACACUUUAUCUUCUGUAUAUCAGGACAGUGUCUGGGCAGACUGGGCGCAAACUAAAUGCAUCAGGUUCCCUCACAAGUAUUUGUUUGGCUAAUGAGAUGUUAAUUCGAGGAGAGCUAAUUGACCAAUCAACCACCAGGAGGAUGUCAGGCCUGCAUUUUUAUUCUGGUCUUUUUCUCAUGAACCUGUUUUUAAAUUGUAAUUAACUUACUGGAAGUUUAUUUUCUAUCUUGUUUUUACUCAAUAUUACCUUUUCAAGUUCAGCCGAAUCAUUCUGUCUCUCAUGUCAUCUGUCUCGCUCUGAAGAUUGUGUGUGAAUAAAAAAGAAAGUAGACUUCUUAACUGCAAACAAAUUCAACCUAUAGGUAGAAAUAAAGUACUUUGACCCUCCUAACUCAACUCAACCCAAAGUAGCUUAACUAAACCUAAACUAAGCUCUUGAAUUAAACCCAAAUUUACUUGACAAAAGUCCAGUCUAACCAAACGUAAAUAAAUCCAACCCAACUUAACCCAACCUUGCAUAUUAUGAUCCAACAAAACUUGAUCUAAUUACACAUGUAACCAAACCAUAACCAAACACACUAAACCUAAAUUUAACUGAACUUGACACAAGCCAACUCAAACUUACCCAAAAUCAUCAAUGUCCCAUCCAGAAUCCCGAAACAAAAGCUGAGUGUUAAAACCAAAAAACAUUCAACCUGUAAAAGCUAUCCAGGAAAAAAACAAUACGAGUCACGAUCUGUUGCGUCAUUGCCUGUUGAUGGUAGUAUUUGUAUUGCACACAUGUAUAAAAGUAAUUGAGGGUCAUGCCCCACCAUAGCUCUGAUACUGUGUACAAUUCUGCAGAAACAACACAAGAGAGACUAGGACAUCAAUACGCAGUGGCUGUUUUUGUUCGAUUCAAGAAGAGUGCUUUUGGACAGUCAGCAUUUUCAGUGAGAGCACAUACUCCAUUAUUUUAAAAGUAAAUCUUUGAAUAUGUGCAUUGGACCAGUUUGUUCUGCAGUGUGUCUAUGGAGGGAAGAAGGAGAAACUCUAACUGGUAAAUUUUGCACUUAAAGCUCUGGAGAUCAAGGUUUGUAGGUUACUUAUUGUUGUAGUGGCUCUAUGUAACCAGGAUGUCCUGCUUCACACACACAGCGUGAUCUUCACUGAAGUAGAUUUCUGACUGAAACAAAUCACCCCUGACUAAUGGUUGGAUAUAAGUGUACUGAGUGCAGACUGUUUGCUGGUAAAUCAGAAGUGAAUAAAAGCUGAAAAAUGACCAGUAAUGUGAAAAGAAAAGGCUGCUGCACACUGGAGCUCAUGUGGAUGACUGUUCUUAUAAAUGAUUCAUCCGUGGCAGAAAAUAAUGUUAUUGUGUUGUGGUAGGAUUGGGAGGACUUAAGUGAAUUAUUAAUACUCUGGUUGUCCACAAUGUAUGACUCCCUUGUGAUUUAGGCUCCACGGUCAAUUUGCUGUAGUAACCCUGCGCAUGAUAACUCUAAUAACUACCUAUGCUGUGUUGUUUACAGUUUCAUGCCGCCAUCAUAAACCAUCAAGUACUUUUUAGAGGUAAAAGCAUUGAUCCAUGGUCUUCUCUUAGAGGCUAGUCCAGGAAAACAAACUCAUUUUUCUGCUGAUGUGCUGGAAAGUGGAGGACAGUUCAAAGUGUAUAUUGAGCUGCUCAGACAGCUGCUGCUUAUGUGAAGAAACUGUGUCCAAAGACAUUCCUGCACUAUAAACGACAUGUUUUUCCUUAAACCACCAUGUUCUAGUCCAUUUGUAUCAGUGUUAGUUUAGUGCUGCAGGUCGCAUAUGGUGGCCUGUUCUGCUGUUGAUGCAUGCUUUGAUUUUCUCAAUCAAGCCUCGGCUCCUUUGUCAUGACAAGUCAGCUCCCUGUGCCGUGAAAACCUGUGUCAGGAAAAUGGGAACAGAGUGUCUAUUGAUCACAGUGAAACAUCAUCCCACAUUGACAGGAAGCAGGUAUCCUUAAGGGACGAGCCCUGCGGCGUGUGUGCAGUCAUUUCUGAUGGUGGUCAAACUUACAGCAGGAGAGCGCCUAGUGGCCAUAACUCUACAAGAUGUGCUAGCUGGACUCUACUUGCCAGUGGGCAUAAAUCUCUGCCGUGGAUUAGGAUGUUGAUGUUAUAUGACAGGAUUUAGAUCAGUGUCAGUUCAAUUCUGACUUUGUAAAAGAUGUUUGUUGGUUGUUUCGGCGUUUUCUCUGACUGUCCUUGUUUAUUCUUCUUCCCCCAGGCGUUUGGCCAGGCGUACACCAACCAGCGUAAAGUGGCAGAGGACGGGGAGACCAAUGAGGAGACCUUGCUGCAGGAGUCGGCCUGUAAGGAGGCCUACUACAUGGGCCGACUGCUGGAGCUGCAGACGGAGGUGACGCUGAGCCGCUCCGUGGCGUCGAACACUCAGUCUGAGAACGAGAGGCUCAAUGCGCUCGUGCAGGAGCUGCGAGAGGUGAGCUGCUUGAAGAUGACAGAGUGACCCAUCAGAUCUAUGAUCUCACUCGUGCAUUUUCAUAUAGAUUUAUUUUAAUAGAGCAGCAGUUAUUUUAUGUAUUAAAAUUUUUCAGCACGUUAGCUUGUGGUGGACAAAUUACACAGCUGAUUAAUGGAGUCAAACAUCCUCCUGGUCAGAUAUUCCUCCAUCACCAGUGUAAGUUACUCAGGCAAAUUAUCACUUAAUUGCAAACUCAAGUACUUGCUUUUAAUGAUGAAAGAAAAAAUCCCCCCUUUUUAUUUUUAAAGUAAAAAUAGUCACAUGGUGUUUUCAAGGAGUGACAGCUGACUGCAUAAGCAUUCAACAAAAUCUUCCCCUCCAAAUGGAUUAUCUUUGAUGUUUAUAAAAUCAUUUAAUUUAGUAAUUUCCUGAGUUAUAAACAAAGUAUUGUACAUCCUACCUGGCUGUGCUCGCUGUGUUCAUUAAGUGACAUGAGUUCAGUGAGGAUGACAGGGACCAAAGCGACACGCUGAUGGACAGAAAGAGGUCAAGCCUCACAGAAACAACAUGUGUGUGCUGACAUGCAAAGCAUGAACGCAUGCUUUCAUACGUGUCUGCAGCCACUGUGUCGCGCUGCACUGGAGUUCGAUUGAGGGUCAGACGCUGCGGCCACGACCCCAUUGUUGUGGGGCAAAUCCGGUGCUAAGCUGCGGACUAGGUAAAAUGCCCUGAGCUCGGCACAUGUGUAGGAACAGAGGGAGCCAUGCUGCUCUCUAAACACACAACAAACAGGAGCGUGCACACUUGCACACACACACACACACACACACACACACACACACACACACACAUAUUUCCAUUAUUCAGAGUGAGCAGGCAGGGUUAUGUUUAACACAGCUGCUCUGUCAGGAAGGAUUUUCAACCUCAUGUCACUUAUUGAAUCUGUAUUUUCCUGUAAUAUUGAAAUGUUCUUGAGCUCACACACACACACACACACACACACACGCGCGCGCACGCAUUCACACACGCACACGCACACAUGUUCUCCUCAUUUGCAUACGUGAUGCUCAUUUAAAAGGAGGGCUCGUCUUUCAUCCUGAAGAAACAGGUGUUGAAUCCUCUCAGGGGGCUUCAACUGUCACAUAAAGCUUUUUAUCAAAACGCCGCUGCAGCAAACUUUCACAGAUAAAAUUAUCAAAAAGAGGCAUUAAUAAAGACAAAUCAAAGACAGUCCAGUCACAAAAUCUUUGAAAAGAUUUGCUUUUAGAAGUGAAAAGCAUCAAAACACUUCACAAAACACAAAAACCUUACAACUUACUUUUUUAUUUUCAUAAUUAGGUGAGUGCGAGUGGAAAAUAAACAACAACACUGUACAAACAAAGAAAGGAAAAAAAAGGCAGCUGGCAGUUGAAAAACAUAAACAAAACCUACAUAAUUACUUGCAAAUGUUGCUUGCAGUACAUUGAUUAUUCUCUGAUGUCAGAUGAUGUUUAAUCGUGUGUGUGUACCUAAACUGAUAAGUAAGAAGAAGUUCUUUGAAUGAAUGAACCAAUUAAUUAAUUCUUCAUUAAUGACAAUAUUAUGUUUCAUAAAAAAUAAUAAAUAUAAUACUUACAGCACAAACAAGAUGGAAAAAGAAAUUGAUCCAUAAAAUUAUGAACAGAUCAAAUUUAAAAAAUAAAGAUAAUGAUAAAAAUAUAAUAUUAUAUUAAUAUUAUAAUAGCAGUUGUGUAAUGAAGCUACAGUCUAUUUUUAAAAUUAAUGGAGACAAAAUAUUCUUUAUAACUUUAAUGUAAACAAGUGUAAGAAUGAUAGAAACCGAAGAAGAUUCAGAAAAAAUUAAGAAAAAAAAGUGAAAAAAUGGUGAAUGUACUGUAAGUGCUGGCUUUUUGGUGUAAGAUUAAGAUGUGUUUGUAAAGUAAGAUUACAUGCAUAUUUUGGUGGCAAAGUAUUAAAUGUAUUAUAUGUACUGUAGUGUGUGGGUGUCGAGUUUGAUCGUAAAGGUGUGUUUUGUUCACAGUGUCUGAUAACAGGAAAAGUAAAGUUUCAAACUAUAAUAGUAAGGAAUGGGGUCCAUAUUUGAAACUCACUUUAAAAAGUCUCGACUAUCUGUAAUAAGAAUUCUGCUUGGUUGGUCUCCCUCCUGUGUUUACAUCUUGUUUUUAUUCCCUGUUACCGCAGCAACAGUGGUGGCGCUGAUGAAUGACCAGGAUAUCUGGACUGGUGCCUUAUUUUCUUUUGUGUCAUGAAUCCAAUAAAGCUGCCACCGUCCCGGUCUGUGCUGUGAACUCUGGAUCAGGGGGGCAAGUUGCACAUCCAGCUCUGCCCUGUGGCAGGCUGGCUGCCAGCACCAUGAGCCGCACUGUCCCUGACCCCGACCGCCGAAGCCCCUGAUCAGCUCUGUUUCUAUUGAGCCUCACUGAAUGAUAAUUGGCUGCUAAUCCUUUACACUUCAUACCCAGCUCAGUGUAAUUCCCCCGCAUUGACAUGAAUAUGUAAUCAGACAACAUGUUGCAGUCAUCAAUGAAGGUCAUUAUUUAGAAUAAUACACCAUCCAGCUGUGUAUUGUUGUAUAAUGUGACACAUGCUAAUGAGGUCUGCUCCUCAAAUGUGAUUUAGCUUCUGAAAUCUUUGACUGGAUUAUGUAAAAGUUUUUCAGUGUAGCUGCAGCUCUACUCUACUAUAAGGACUCCAUAGUUCCAUUAGCUCCAUGAGGGCCGAAGCUGCUGUCAGAUACUGUCCACAUCAAACUGGACAGGGCUUAAUAAUAGACUCUAGAUUCAGUCCAGUUUCCCCCUUCUAGAAGUACCACUGCCAACCAACUCUGUGCUCACAAAACACACAUCUAUGUUCACUGAUGGUCCGGAGGCUCAAAGCCCUAAAUAGACUGAACGUAUCAUUGAGUUUCUUUCUCCUUUGUGAGUGUGUAUCCACCCACACACUCCUGAAACUGUCUCUAGGUCAGCACUUCUGCCUUAUGCACAAAAAGCUGCAGGGAGCUGCAGGCACCUCUGCAGUGCACACAUGAACACACUGUAUAUAAAUCAUUUUCUGUUCAUACUGAAAGGUGCAGGAGGCAGCUUUUAUCAGGACAGACUUUAAAGAAGUGGAAUAAACUUUUGUCUAGAUUAGUUUAUAACCACCAGCAUACAAUACUUUUUUGUUAGAAUUAGCCUUUUAUAUCCAUAUAAAAGAGGGUCUCUUCCACAGGGGCCGUUGCACUUUGCAUUGGCUGCCUCUCAGAACUGGAGGUUGUUGUUUUCUCUGGAUCUGCCCUGCAAAUAGCAGAUUUUGAAAUCUGUAUUUUUAAAUGUUACCAUAGAAUUAAUACAAAGUGUUAGUUCAGACAGGCCACAAAGUCAAGCUCUGCCCACAUUACAUCCUCUGCACCUGCUGCAAACUGCUGUACAACUUCUGUCCCUCCUUUUUUAUUGUAUCUUAUGCUGUGUUUAAGUUACCUCAGAAGCCAGAUGCCAGUCAGGCCUUGGAAUGACGUCACACCCGAGUUCCCAGCGUUUCAAUUACCAAAUCUGAAAAGAGCAAAAUCAGAGGUGGAAACAAGAUGGCUACAUCUACGAAAUUUAUUUUAGCGCUUUCCUUGUCUGAGUAUAACAAGGACAAGGCAAGCGCUAAAUAACUUUCAUAGAUGUAGCCAUCUUGUUUCCACCUCCGAUUUUGCUUUUUUCUGACUUGGUAUCUGAAACGUUGGUAAAUUGGUUGUGACAUCUGACUUCCGAGGUAACUUGAACACAGCAUUAGUUUAUCAGUGCCGUUUGUUUUGUCACCAAUGCCACUGCUCUGUUCUGGGCCCUGGGGGUCUUUGCUGAUGCUCUACCUGUCUUUCACUAUUAAAACAGAGGGGAGGUGUGCUCUCCCUGCCUCAGGUUUUGCACAUGAAAGCUCCCUGAAGAGAGACUUACUGCCAAAUAUAAGUUAUGAUUGCAUGCAAAUAAGAAUGAUCUUAACAGCGGUUCUGACUGAAUAAAGUGAGCAGCAGUAUCCCAAGUUAUCUUGAAACAGUUUGGACUGAAUUGUGAAAGGUGCUAUCAGAACAGUGUUCAAAGUUUUACUGUAUGAAACAGAGAAAAUAUAGUGGAUAUAUACGGAAACAAAAGUGCAUUUAUAAAAGUCAUGGAGACGGUUGUUGUGGUUUAAUACGAUGAGACUUAAUCCAUCUUUCUUCCCACUCCUUUGUGGAAAAGUUACUUCUCUGAGAUAUGUGACUACAGAUGAUUUUGCUGAAGUCUCAAUAUACUCUCAGCGCUGCUGCUGCUGCCUCGCUAUUCUCAGAUUUAUGACCCAUGAGGCCGCUGCAUUUCUUUCAUAGAUGGUUUAUCUGGUCCAGCAUAUGCUCACGUUUCUCUUUGCGCACCACAAGUGACCUGAAAUAUGAUCUGUCUAAUACAGUGCUGACUCAUUCCCUUCAUGGUACAAAACUGUCCCAUAAACUCCCCCAUACGUUAAGAGAUGAAAAGUAUAUUCUGUAUGAGUUAUAUUAGAUAUUAGAGCUCCAUUGUUCAGCGUUACGAGGCCGUGCAUUUCAUCCAGUCUUGAUCUGACAAGGCAGUUUAAAGUCAGUGGCAGGGGUUUCAUUGUGAACUGAAUUUAAUCCUUGUCCUCCUCUCUCUCUCUCUUUUUUCUUUCUUUCUCGCCCUUGUAUCCGUACUUUCUGCUCCAGAGUAACGAGAUGCAGGAGCUGCAGAGGAGCAGGAUGAGGGAGGAGAUAAAGGAGUACAAAUUCAGGGAGACCCGGCUGCUCCAGGAUUACACCGAGCUGGAGGAGGAGAACAUCACGCUGCAGAAACUGGUGUCAACGCUCAAGCAGAGCCAGGUCUGGAUUAGGAUUUAUCGCUGUUGAAGCACCUCGAACAUCAUUACUUGCUCACUGAUUUUGUCCCAUACAGAGUGGUCAUCCCUUUUAAACAUGAGGCACCAGUUAAUAUGACUGACUCACACUCAAUUCCCUGAUUCCACCUCUGAAAAACACCAUCUUUAAGGUUUAGUCACACUUCCAGGAUGCCCUUUGUCACAGUAUGCUCUCAGCUACUUGCUCAUCGUGUUUCAUUUCCCCUAAGAAGCUGAACCAUGUGUAUUUACAUACAAUUUUGCAGUUUCUGGAUUGGCUUUAGUCAAAAUUUCUAAUCCCUGUUCUGGCUGGGGUAGAUUAAGGUCAUUUAUCAACAUGAAAUCUCUCCUGUGAUGUAAGACUCUCUGACAUUGCUGGCUUUACUGUAUGGUAUAGUGAGUCACAGUGAGUGUUCAGAUCGUAAAAAAUACAUUGCAAUUGAUUUCUAAGUACAAAUCUAAUAACAAAAAAGCCGGGACACUGAAAAUCAUUGAUCAAAAGCAGGUUUUGGUGAAACUAAAACUGAAAAUUUUAGUGAUUUGUUCCUAAAUUCAUAGAUACUGUUCAGCACUGAUGGAGCUUUAACAGAUCUGGAAGCUACCUGUGACAUGGACACUGAUGGAUUUUUGGACCAGAGAUGUCAAAAGAAAUUACCUUCAUUUCUCUUGAAGAGUCUUGUGUCUUUACCUUUCUGACUCUGGUAUUGGAUUAGGGUCUGUUGUAACACUUACCGUAUUUUCCGCACUAUAAGGCGCACUUACAGUCCUGCAGUUACCGUAGCCUAGCGGAGUUAUUGAAUGAGUUAAAUAAAGUUUGACUUAUCUGACUGUUUUGUUUGGCUUAAUGCGCUUUAUAAUCCAGUGUACUCCAGUGUAUGCAUUCAUUGAUGGUGCACCUUACGAGUCUUGAUUUUAAAUCUAUUUUGAAACUUUGACUUUUUUCCCCUCUUCUCUUUUCUGGUCUGUCUGUUCUUCCUCCCUCUCCUAAGGUGGAGUAUGAGGGACUGAAACAUGAAAUCAAGGUUCUGGAGGAGGAGACAGUCCUCCUCAACAGCCAGCUGGAGGACGCCUUACGUCUGAAGGACAUUUCUGAAGGUCAGCUGGAGGAGGCUCUGGACGCCCUGAAGAGUGAGCGUGAGCAGAAGAACAACCUGAGGAAGGAGUUGGCUCACCACAUCACCCUGAGCGACAGCGUCUACGGGGCAGGGGCCCAUCUGGCGCUCACUGUCACUGGGGUCGAGGGUCUCAAAUUCCCAGAGGAGACCAAUGGAACCAACGGCACCAACGGCACCGUCAUGCCUGCUGCAAACGGCAACAACGAGGACAGCAACCGCCGCAAUGGCCACCUCCAUGCCAGCACAGGAUUGGCUAAGAUGAACGGGGAGUACAGACCAGGCAGGAAAGGAGACAGCCUGCAUCCUGUGCCUGACCUGUUCAGUGAGCUCAACCUGUCAGAGAUGCAGAAGCUCAAGCAGCAGCUGCUACAGGUGGGUUAUUAUCAGCAUCAAAAGACCUCAGUGCAGGUCAGUUGGACACACAGUUUAUCACAUCACCCAUCAUAACACAGUCAUGCAGCUGCUGGAGUGCACUCCAUGUUCGACUCUGCCCUUUUUUUCACAAACGUUCCUUUUAAAGGUCAGCGAUGAUUCAACUUGAACACCACACUGGACAGAAAGUUACCAUCUGCAGAAUUUCCCUCCCUCUGAAGCUGCUGCUAAUGUCUUAAAGUCUGAGAAAAUGUCUGCAAACUGAUAAAAAAAGCUGCACACAGCACAUUAGAAAAUGGCUGUAUUGAUUCUCCACUUUCUCACAGUACUUUCAGGUUUAGUGUGUAGAGACUGACAACUUUGAUCUGCAAUCCUGCUGCUCUCUGUAGGCAUGUGUUCAUCUUUGUAUGCAGGAAUGAUCAUGAUUUGAAAACCAUAUCUGCAGAGUAAUGGCAGGGUGAUGGAAAAUUAGAUGAAUAAAAUCUGCUGAAUGUUACAUUUCCAGACACGAACAUAAACAGUACAGUAUUGCAACAACAGGAAUGAAUCCUAAAGCAUACAUUAAGCACAACUUUCUUUGCAUUUGCAUAUGAGCCCUUGCCUAUGCUCCAUUCGAGGUAUGUCAGUGUUUUAUGGAUGGUUUCCUAAUGUGAAGGAAGAACAUUUUGGAAAAGGGACAAGGAGUUCAGCCGCCACCGCACAGGCUGUAUGUUUGCAUGUUGUGUAGGGAGCUCUGUCAGGGUGAUUAGUGUCCAACAUGCACAAGAAGCAGGAAGCAAAGGCUGAAUGUGCUGCUUUACUGAAGAAGUUAGGUCACAGUAACAAGCACAAUAAAUCAGCAUAUAUAUAACGAUAUGUUUUAACCCUUUAAUGAGAAAAAGCCAUGUAGAAAACAUGGAGUGCAGAAACUGUAUUUCUGCAAAUCACUCACAUGAGAGUAUUUCGUACAGGGUGUUAAAUGACACAAAAAUCAAAUGUGGUUUUCGAGUCAUGUUACAAUCUAGUUAAGUCAUUACUGCAGAUUUCUGCUCUUUGCUGAGCUCCUCAGGGAAAUACUGAAUUAGAUUAGUGGCUGCUAUAAAAGCAGAGCAUCUUUCUCUGCAAAAACAAUUACUCUCCCAUCAGUUCUGUCCUCACAGUUGAUUAAACUGGGACUGAUGUAAACAUAUGCAACAUUAAGCAUUAAAUCACCAUUUUAAUUUUCCUAUUAAUUAAGUUUUUUUUUUGAAUAUGUAAAAGGACGCUGUAGGGAGUGGAACUGUUUAAGUAAGGGGCACUGUAUAGUGAACAGGUGGUUUGGUAUUAUCCCAGGAUAAAUAUACUUAAUCAUGUUGUUAUAGUGCCAUCAGCUACACAUACAAACAAGCUGACAAUUAAACGCAAUCUAAAAAGAAUUUAACUAUUUAAAAGUAAGUUUUUAUGCAGUUAAAAUAAAAGUUGUAUCCUUGAUUCAAUAUUAAAUGAUCAUUUUCAUUUAUUUUAGGGUCUAAACAUCAGCAUUUCCUCGUCUGUAUUACCAAAAGAUGCCAAAAAAAAAUAACAGCAGCACAACCACUGCUCCAAUUUUCAGCUUUAACCCCUCACCAACCACCUGCAGGUUAAACUGGUACGUCAGUUUCUGCAUGUAAGAGCGAAACUGAGGAGCUGGAUGCAAAACACAAACAGUACUCUACUACUGCUGCAGGACACAGCUCAAAGCAUUAAUACAUGAGUCCUCUGCACACUGCACUUUUUCACACAGAUUGGUUUGAUGUGAUUAGACUGUUUCUAGUGUUGUCUUUGCUAUAUAAAAUCAGUAACUGUUGUCCAGAAUUGAUUGAUUUACAUAUUGUUUAUUUUUUAAGGAUGAAUUUUUUUCUUAAUAUGGUUCUCAAAGGUCAGAUCAAUAAAGUUUAGCUGUUUCACGCAGAAAGAUAACUGAGUAUGAUACCUGUGUGCAGCACUUGGUGUUAGUUCCAAUUAUGCUGUUUAAAAGAUAUUUGGAGACAGUCCAGGUCUCAUAAGUCAGAAGUAAAAAUGGUCCAAAAUCCAACAAAAUUCUGAGUCAGUGUUUGCUUGUUAUUCUGCAGAUGCUUCCUUAUGAAUCUGGUUGUUUCUUCAGGCCUCUAAGGCAUGGAGCUGUGCAGGCUGCAGUAGAGACAGAAAGCUUUAAAACUAAAUCUGCUGUUGUGUAUCAUCGUUGUACGUCAGCCCAGCCUGGUUGAUGUUAAAAAAGUUUUGUGUUCUUUUUUUCUCCAUCCUGGCGUCUUUUACUGUUAAUGAGUUUGAGCAAAUGUGUAAAGUGUCUUUUAUUUUUACCUGCUCCCUCUUACAUGGCAGUGCAUCCUUCUGUAUCUCAGGUGGAGUGUGAGAAAACAGCUCUGCUCAUGAACCUUCAAGAGUCGCAGACUCAGCUGCAGCACACGCAGGGCGCCCUGACAGAGCAGAGCGAGCGUGUCCAUCGUCUCACCGAGCGAGUUAACACCAUGAGACGUCUCAACGGGGACAAAGAGCUUGAUGACCCGCAGGAGAGUGAGAAACCUGACGGGGGCUCCAUAUCACCGCCAACCAAUGGUCACCAUGACCCUGAUAUCCGUGGGUUUGAGACCCUGGAGUGUAAGUACAAGGUGGCGGUGACAGAAGUGAUUGACCUGAAGGCGGAGCUAAAAGCCCUGAAGGAGAAGUACAACCAGGCAGUGGAGGGGCAGGGAGACGUCCACGGUGACGACAGAGUCCAGGCAUUGUCUGAGCAGGUUAGUCGUGGUCAUGGUCACCAUUUUUAUUGCAGCAUCAGCCUCACGUUGACCUUACCAACCUCUGAUCUGUUUCAUCCAAGCAGGUCACUCAUCUGGAGCGUAGUUAUCGUGAGAGCAGGGAGAGGGUGGCGAGCCUGGAGGCAGAGCUCCGAGCAGCCACAAGCGUGUCCACGGAGAGUCAGGGCAUGCUGAACGCAGCGCAGGAUGAGCUGGUGACUUUCAGCGAGGAGCUGGCUCAGCUCUACCACCACGUCUGUAUGUGCAACAACGAGACACCUAAUCGCGUCAUGCUGGACUAUUAUCGCCAGAGCCGCGUCACACGCAGCGGCAGCCUGAAAGGCUCAGAUGACCCACGUGCCCUGCUCUCGCCUCGCUUGGCACGCCGCCUCGCUGCAGCAGCUGCAGCCUGCUCCUCCGACUCUCCACGCAGUCCCAUGGACUCCCCAUCCAAAGACGCCCACCACAACGAGGCAUCCACCAACACAGCAGACUCUUCAUCCUGUCAUAGCAGCCCCACACGCAACCCCCCAGGCUCCCCAUCCAUUAACAUCUCCCCCUGCCCGUCUCCAGUGCCCGCAGAGACGGGUGCAGACCUGCGGAAGGAGCCCAUGAACAUCUACAACCUGAACGCCAUCAUCCGAGACCAGAUCAAGCACCUGCAGAGGGCUGUGGACCGCUCACUGCAGCUGUCCAGGCAGAGGGCAGCAGCCAGGGAGCUGGCUCCUAUGCUGGACAAGGACAAAGAGCUGUGCAUGGAGGAGAUCCUCAAACUGAAGUCUCUGCUCAGCACCAAGAGGGAGCAGAUCGCCACACUCAGGCUGGUGCUGAAGGCCAACAAACAGGUCAAGAGUUCAUCUUCCUUUUUCCUUAUGUUGUCUCUUUGCAUUUAAGUCUGAGUAUGUGAUUUAAUAAAACAUUUUAAUUCAUGUUGCAGACAGCAGAAGUUGCUCUGGCAAACUUGAAGAGCAAGUAUGAGAAUGAAAAGGCAAUGGUGACGGAGACCAUGAUGAAGCUGAGGAACGAGCUGAAGGCUCUGAAAGAAGAUGCUGCCACCUUCUCAUCUCUCAGGGCCAUGUUUGCAACAAGGUGAGACAGGAAACAUGAGACCACUGAGUGAGGCCUGUAACUAAUACCAUGAUCAUUUUAGUCUGGAUCACAACGGACAAUAAAUCCUGAUCAUUUGAACUCUAUGAAUCACUGUCUCAAUGUUAACGUUGACCCUUUGAUGCACCACCAUUGGGAUUCAAGUGGACCCUUCUAGGCUGUCAGUUUUUAUCCAGAGUUCAUUCAAACUUGAGAGAAAAAGUUUAGUCCCAUCAUUACCUGACUGUUAAAUAGCACUCUUGACCUCACCACUUUUUGAGGAAUGGAUAAAUUAUUUCAUGGUAGACCUUCCUGCUGAGGUCUAGUUUUGGCCACGGGGCAAAUGCACCAAGGCACUGAUCCUUACACUUAAGUAUAAGGGUCCGUGCCUUGGGAUUGCUGUGCUAUUACUUUUCUCUGUCGUACAGAAAUUUUGACUUCAAUGAAAAAAUACUGCAUCAAAGUCAAUGGUAAAAACCAAAAAAGAGCAACUAUUGGAGUUUUUCGAAUGUCUUACUCUGGUGUACUUUCACCUAGAGACUCUAUUUACAUUUUCAAAUUUUUUGCACAAGUCUUGUCUGUUGGUGGAGGAAUCUGCAUUUUAAAAGGUUUCGUAGUUUUUGAACACCUACGGUUCAAUGACCAUGAUCAUUUUUGGAGAAAUUUUGAGAUUAUAAUGGGUGUGUAAUGCGGGGAAUGUUCAUGCCAGAGUGGGUGAAAUCAUCGGCUAGAGUGAGAGAAGUUGCAUGAAAUCGUCUUAAACUUUUCCCUUUCCACGCUUCAUCCAGCCACAAAUUACACUCUACACACGUUUUUUCCCCACAGUUUUUGACACACUUGUUUUGUCUCUAACAAUAUAUUCAUCUAAGCAGAGAGACUUACAGAAUAUAAGUGUUGCUCCUCAUUGACACUAAUACAAAGAUUUCUGAAAGAGGCAGAAGGGACUCCUGUUUAUAUCUUGCAAAUAUGUCAAAACUAUUUACUUUAGAAACACCAAAAUCAUAUCAAAGUGUUCAGGAACUCCUUACAAUGACUAUGGCCUUCUUUUUUUCUGAUAGGAGCUACCGUUUUAUCAGAAUAAGCCCAAAAGUGAGACCAGCACUGAGGCCAAAAUCGCUCUUUUUCUGAACGUUUUGGCUGCCUCACCCUGCGGUGCAUCUAUCACCGUGGCAACCUGUGAGCCUCAGGCCAGGCCCACAGCUGAGACCAAUCAACUAAUCAGGGACUGCUCUGACAUCACUGCAUCAUCGAAUUACUUUCGAGCAAUUUGAUUAACGAUAAAAAGCUGAUUCUCAAUCAGAAUCCCAAUUAGGGCCAUGGGGACAAACACACCAAGGCACUGGCUCUUGUACAAUAGAGAUGCAAUAAACUGUUAAGCAGGCCCUUAUACAAUAGUGCAUGUGAACUUUUUCAUAUUCCUCUUCUGGACAAAUUUAGAUUUGCUACUAAUCCAACAGCUUGAAAAGUUGUAGGACAAAUUAUAUUUCAAAAUGCGAGGUUUGAUUGGGAUCAGUGUGCCAUCAUUCUCUACUGUGUAAAUAUUUUGUGACGUAAGUUGCAAAAAACUGUGGAAAAAUUGCAAUUAUUGGAGUUAAAGGAAUGUUUGUCUUAGUUGUGAUCCCUGUGUUUACUAUCACAAUGCUACUAGUGUUAAUUAUUUGAAAUUUCUGAAAUCUUCUUGCAUGGAUCUUUUCUUUAUUUCUUUUUUUUUUCACUGCAUUCAGAGACUCCAAUCUGUUUUGCAGUCAUUUUUAUUCAACCUGAAAACUUACCUCAGCCUUUCUCCUUCCUUGCCAAGUGAAAAGUGUAUUGAGAGUGUAUUUAAGUUCAUUGAAUCUAACAAGUGCAUUAACCUGCCAUCAUCCAAUAUCGAGUAUUAGCAUGUGUAAACUAAAUCUUGGUUUCUUCCCCUCUUCUGUCUUUCUCUGCAGAUGUGAUGAGUACGUCACACAGCUGGAUGAGAUGCAGAGGCAGCUGGCAGCAGCAGAGGAUGAGAAGAAGACUCUGAACUCUCUCCUCCGGAUGGCCAUCCAGCAGAAACUGGCCUUGACCCAACGGCUGGAAGAUCUGGAGUUUGACCAUGAGCAGACCCACAGGGGCCGCGGGGCCAAAGUGCCCAAGAUAAAAAGCAGCCCGCCCAAAGUAAGUCCAAGAGGUGCCUACACGGCUCCCCCCAGCCCCACCAGACUUCACAGCCCUUCCAUCCUCACCACCCACACCCUGAACACCUCUCUGACCCUCCGUAGUCCUCCGUCUUUGUCUUUGUGGACUCCUGACUCACUCUCUGAAACAAUCCAGACCUCCGUUUCAACCACGCCUCACAUCAAUUACCCUCAUUUGUCAGCGGGCAUUCAGCCCAUCAUGAUAGACCCCGAGAGUCUUACGGUAAAGUUCAGACGGCUGAUUUAUUCAAGACCAGACGUAGGUCACCUCUCCCCAUCUCGCAACACAAGUAGGUCCGCCUCAGUCUCUCCUCGCCUGCGACGAAAGCAAUAAUUCUUCCUCAUCAUCUCCUGCUCCAGCCUAAAUCUCUGCUGUGUACAAUUAUCAGAGUCCUCAGGUUGAGAUGGGACACAGAGUGGAGAAUAAACUGGUUUCACACGUCUUUGGUUGAACAAUUAAAAACCCUCAGGAAGACUGAGCUGAUGGUAGGGUGCUUAAUCUUGAAAACAUCCUAAAAACUGCACAAAAACUCCACUUACUGACUUUUAAUCGUUCUUAACAUAAAAGAAAGUUGGACUACAAUGAUGUUUCUCAGUGCUCAGAGAGUAUGGGUAGGGUUUUAGAGGAAAAAACAAGUCAAUAAAUAAAUAAAUAAAAUGUGCUGCAGCAUCGGCUUCAGCAUAAUGACAGCACCUCCCUGUGGCAGACUCUGAGAAUAACAUGUAACUCUUCAAAUCUCAGUAACAGCCUCAAUUCCUAAAAGGUUGGGAUGCUUUUGGUAAAAAGUAAAAUCAAAUCAACCCGAAGUUUCUGUGAAAAUUGUAUAAAGGUAGCAUAUCAAAUAUUGAAACUUAAACAUCAUUUUUUUUAUGAAGAAUUUACACCCUUUUAAAUUUGAUGCCAGCAACACAUUUCAAAAAAGGACAAGAACAACCAAACAUGUAGAAAGUUGUAGGAACAUCUCCAACUAGUGAGGUGAAUUUCCAACAGGUCAGUAUAAAAAAGACAUUCGGAGAGGCUGAGUCUGAAAUCCUCGAUCAGUUUAGUAACAAUAAGGGGUGAUGACCCAUGAUGGUAAAUGUGACUCUGACAGCUGUUUUAAAACCUGUCACUGGCAUCAACUGAAAAUAAGCAUAAACUUAUCAUUAUACAACAAAGUUUCUCAGUUUCAACAUUUGAUACUUUGUCUUUAUUAUUGAUUUAGUAUUUCACAGUGUGUCAGCUUCUUUUUUAAAUUGGGGUUGUUGUUGUAAUUUUUAAAUAUCAAAUAUUACAGACUGUCAAAUGAAACCCCCUUCAUUUUUUUAUGCAUGCCUCAGUCAGUCACAUCUAAACUUCUGUCAGAGAGCAUUUGACAGGCUAAACACUCGGUGUGAUGAGAAACCAGUCAAACCUCCUCUCUGUGCCUCAGCCCUCUCUCUGAUUGAUUUUUAACUCUUGUAUUUUAUCCCACAUGAAGCAUGAAAAGACAAAAACCAAAAGCAAAAGCUCUCAGGCACACACUCCUGUUUUCUCCACUAGAUGUCAGUGUCUUCAAAUAUUUCCAUUCUUUUCCUGUCAAAUGCUGUUUGACCUCCCUUUCUCUUAUCAAUCCUACCUCAGAUAAUUGUAUAAUUAUACUGUAAAUUAAACAGCUUUAAUAUAAUGAUACCAUGUGCACAAACAAAGACCUGACUUUGCUGAGUCAGACGGCAGCAGGUGUUGUGGAGUCCAGCAGGGUUGGAUUGUUUAGCGUCCGCCCCUCUGUGUCUGUCUUUCUCUUUGUGUGCAGGACAAAUCAAUACAAUAUUGGAUUUGAGAGUGUAUGUUUGGUUAGAUUGUUUCUCCUGGUGUUUUCCUCCCCCAGUGUUAAUUGUUUUUGUGUGUAGAGACAGGUCCUGUCAGAUGAGGCUGGUUUACAGCAGUAGUCAUGUUCAUGCUAGGCAGGAAUGUAUUGGCAUGCAGCAGGUUCAGUUCUUUAGACUGACCACAGGUACUUUCCUGCUUUUCUCUGCGCCUGGGCUCAUAUUUAUUCACCUGCUCUCAAGCUUCUCACAUUCAUUGAUAUUUUGAACCCUGAUUUCAGCAGGAAGAGAAUCACCUUCCACAUCGAGGAGAUUCAAAAUCAGGUUCAACCUCUGAAGAUAAACUUCUACAGUGUUAAAGAGAGAGUAUUAAAAUGUGGUCGUAUGAGGUACUUGUCAGUAAGUGAGGGGAUCAAGGUCAACUCAGCCCCAUCAUUGAAAAACUGCUUUGAGAGGGAUCAGGUCAAUCACGCUCUAUUUUAAGAAUAUGGUUUUCUUUUAGGGAUGCACCGAUCCGAUAUUUGAUAUAGAUAUAGCUCCCGAUACUGAAGAAAAUUCUAGAUCGGGUAUCGUGACAAUGGACCCGAUGCAUAGGGGCUGAUCUAUUCAGUCUAACUCUAUGCUAUGCGCUGUGAGUGGCAUCCACAAGUAAAUACGCCGAGCGGAUGCACACAUUGUUUUUUUUAAAUGGAGCGAGCAAAGGGGUCUGCUAUCUUGAACUUAUCACAAUACCUCAACCUACAAGCUUGGCAGCCACUUGCAAUACCUGCGCAGUAAACAUUCCAAGGGGCAGUGGUAAAACUUCAGGUUACAACAAAAGGUAAUUCAGUGCGGCUUCUCUGUAUCGGAAUUGGAUCAGUAUUGGCCGAUACUAAACUAUAGAUAUCCGUUUCUGUAUCAGAGGUGAAAAAAGCAGAUCGGUGCAUCCCUAUUUUCUUUCUUUUCCUUUUUGCACAGUUAGCAGAUGGAACACAUCCCAGUUAGACUGAAAUUGUUUCUGAGUACCUAGUGUGUAGGAUCGUCUGUGUGGUGAAGUCUGUAGAGUUUAUUCCCGCUCAGUCUAACAUUUGCAAUUUUUGUACAUAUAUACAGUUUAUUUCAACACAGCAGGAGCUCUAUUGACUUGUACUUUAUGCAACCACUCUUAUAAAUAAGUGAACAAUCCCUUCAAGUUGCACCAUGACAUAAAAUCAUCAGUUCCUUGACAAGGAUCUGAGUGGUGCUUCAGUAUGAAAUUAAGCGCUAUCAGUAAACCAGCAUCCUCUCUGUCCCUGACAUGGCCUCCCCUGUCUGUCCUUCGUAUUUUCUGUCUCUCUGUCUAACCCAGAGUGUCACCACUCUGUAUAUCUGUCUAAUUUAUCAGUUUCUUGUAGAUUGUCAGCAGCCUGCUGCCUCAGUACCGUCACUCUCCCCACAACUAAGGCGAGGGAGAGCCUCCCGAGCCCGCAGGUAACCAGCUGUAGUACCUGUUAAAAGUAGGCUCAUCCACACUUCUAUCUAUCUAUCUAUCUAUCUAUCUAUCUAUCUAUCUAUCUAUCUAUCUAUCUAUCUAUCUAUCUAUCUAUCUUUCUAUCUAUCUAUCUAUCUAUCUAUCUAUCUAUCUAUCUAUCUAUCUAUCUAUCUAUCUAUCUAUCUAUCUAUCUAUCUAUCCAUCUAUCCAUCUAUCUAUCUAUCUAUCUAUCUAUCUAUCUAUCUAUCUAUCUAUCUAUCUGUCUAUCACACUGCAGUAAUGAUUUAGAUUUUUGUUCUGCAUGAAUAAUAGUCACUACUUAUUGUUUUAUAACAUGUAAACCACUUCAGUACUAAUAGUAUGACAUGGAUGCAUUUGCCUUUUUGUUAUGGCAUUUCAAAAAAUGUUGCACAAGGUCAAACUCUGACUUUAAGCUGCAGGAUUAACACUGAGCACAUACUCUUGUUCCUUCUGCUUGACAUACAUUUCAGAGUCACAAGGGUUAGUAUUAACUUUAGAAAGGUCACAUACAUCUGUGCUAACAGCCAACAGCAGCACUAACUUUAAAGACAGCCUUUAUCUUCAACUCUACACUCAGUUUCUACAAGGAUUGUCUGGCAAUAACUCGUCUUUCUUUUCUCACUGGACUGAAAUGUUCUUAUGAGACGACUCAGAAACUGCGGACAGAUCUGAGAUUGUGUUUGGUUUCAGUUUGUCACCUCACUGUCUCCUUUAACUCUGUUUUCCGUUGUACUUUUUCUCACCUGAUACUUUGUCUUGAAGUAUGGUUUAAUCUGAUCCUCCCUUGUCUCUGGCAUGGUUGAAGGGGAAAGUUUGACUUUUUGGGAAAUUUAUGAUAUAAUGUGUCCUCAUGUUAAGCAUUGAUGAGAAUGAUAUCACUCUCAUGUCUUAGCUAUUAAAUAGUUUUAGGGCCAGAGAUGGGAAAACAUCAAAAGAAAAAGAAAUAUGAAUUUGUAGAAAAGAGAUGAAAAGAUGAGGAAAAAAAUGUUUUGGUUGGAAAAGAGGUCCAAAUCAGUGAAAUUUUGAGGGAUACAAAGUCAACAGUUUCUUAACCAAAUUUCUGACUUAUACAAUCUCAACUUUUGAUCGAAAUCCCAUACAUUCAUUACUUUAUUCUUUUUUAAAAUUGAAUUUAUUUAAUUAGGACGACACACAUUCAUCAACAUUUUUGCAGUUUGCAUCUAUGUAAAAACCAAAUUUUAUCUUAAGUCCUGAGACAGGUACAGAUAUAAGACAAAAAAAAUAAACAAUAAACAAUGUACAGCUUUACUGUUAUGGGUUUAUGGCUUCUUCUCUCGCAACUUUUCCUUGUGAACUCAGGACUUUAUACUUAUGUAUUAUCACCUCAUUCUCAUCACACUCAUUUUGUAAAUGUUAUGAAAGCAGUGAAGCAGAUCACAGGUGUCACGGGAGGGAAAGUAGGUUUGACCUUCCAAGGCCCAAAUAGAUGAAGAGGCCCUAAAAGAAAAAGAAAAUUACUAUUGCUUGCUAACUUGCUAACUAAUAACUGUAUGAGAUUAAAUGAGCCUGAUACAUUGAAUCAUUUCCAUCUGGAGAAAGAGAGACCCCUCUCACCUCCUCUAAAUCUGUAAAAUGAUCUUAGUUUUGAAGAUAAUUCUUUAGACUAUAAAGUAGUGAGUAGGUCACUCAUUUCUCAUUUCAGCAGAUUUACUACAACCUGCAGAUUUCUGUUCUGUCACGAUUGAAGCUUUCAAAUUAAGCCCAUUAGUGUCUUGUAACACAAUGUUUUUCAUCUAUAUCAUUGUGAGUAUUAGCAUACAAUAGCAUUUUAAGUCUAAGCAUGUAUCAUGCUGCCUUUGGUAUUGUUUUUGAACUCGUAUUUUCAUAGAGUAACGCAAAGUUAUAGAUGUUAAAAGCUCUCAGAGGGUCGCCUGCACACUGAGGUUGUCUGGGCUGUUGCAGUGGGGCCUCAAUACUCAUUGUCAUAAAUCAAAGAGCUGAUCACAGCAUCCCUAAAGCUAAGCAAACAGAAGUUAAAACUUCACCACCAAAUAUGAGAAAUAUGAGAGUCAGUCUUCUCAUUUGAACUGCGACCAAAGAGAAAUUUCAAGUAUUUCCCAAAAAGAGCUUUCUCCCUGAAGAAAACCAUGUCACUGUUUUUCUUGACAUGUUAUAUUCCAGUUUGAUUUGUUCUUACUUUUCUCUUCCAUUAACUCUUCUCCUCUUUUUCAGCCAGUAGAUAACCGAACUUUACCCUUUUCUCUUGUCUUUCUGCCUCCUUUCAGUCCUAAGUUAUCAGCAAACCGCUCAGUCCUGUCCAGAAGAAGUAGCCUCUUCUCCCCCUGCGACCCUCGUAACUGUCUCGCUCAGCCUCCUCAGCCCCCCUAAGACGUGAUGCCUGACCUCCCCUCUCCAGCCCGGGCUCUGCUCCUGGCCUGGUGGGAGUCUAAAAGACGCUUAAAACAGGGGGGCUCCUGCAGAUUCCCCCCUCACCCUCUCAGCCAGCCAGCCUUGCAGUCUAACCUGGUGCUUACUGGACUCUGUGACACCCCACCCCACCUCCCACCAAGUGACUGGGCUCCCCUGGUUCCUCGGGUCACAGAAGAAGAGCAGGACUCUCUUCUUCUCUGGAAACAAAGGAAUUGAGGCGCAAAAAGCCAGAGUGACAAAUCAGGGGAAUUUUUCCCUUUGUGGUAUCAGUAUUUAUUACCUAUUUAUUUACUCUAUUGAUUAUUUAUUUACAAAUUGAUUUAUGAAUAUUUUGGAGCUAUUUAUUACAGGAAUGUUUUCUCUUUGUUGUUUGUCAUUUUUCAAGACAACAGUUUAAAAUCAGAGGUUUAACUGCUGUGGUGGACAAGACUUACAGCAGAGCUUCAGCAGCGCUCUAAGAAACAGGUUUAGUGACACUGUACAGACCUUAAAGGAGACCUAUUAUUACUUUAACACAUUUGUCCGACAUUACAGUGACAGGUGUCCAAAGUAAACCUUGGAAAAGUUUGAAAACAUAAGAAACACAGCUGUUGGUGUAAUCCCCAGGCACUCAAAGUAUCUUAUUUUCAGUUCCUUAUACAGUCGAGGGUAUGAACUAUUUGCAUCUUUGCCCCCAUGAUUGUCAGUGGCAAUCUACUGUUUGGUCGAUAACCACAAGCUUGCAGGAGAUCUGCAGAAAUAUGACCAAAAUGAAAAUGAGCACAAAGUACAGACAGGAAGCUCCGUCUCUAACUGUAUGCAAAUCCGGUGUAGAGCAUCAUUGAGCUUUAAGUCACUUUAAACAACAGCUCAGAUGCAGCUCAGAUGUUUUCUUGGUAGUGUAACUUUCAGGUCAUUUUUAUGACUACCAAGCUGUGUAAAAAGUAACACCCAGAAGCCGGAUUUAACAUUAUAUCAGCAAAAAAGCAGCCAAAAUGAAGCUAUGAGGCAGAGGCUGAUUCGUGCUGAAAUAAGGGUUUUUACACAUACUGCUGUAAGAUGAAUAUAGAGGUUUUUCUAACAGCAAAUUAUGCAUCGCUCAUGUUUUAGCGUCCCAGACCAACAUAAUCAAAGUUGAAAAUUCCUUAAAAAAAAAAAGACUUUGAUGGUGAUCUGGCUUGUCAAAUGAGCUAAAAACAUAUCACUUCUUUUCUCCAAAAAUAACAUCUUCAGAGUCAGAAUCAACUUUAUUGAACAGAUUUGUGUACACAAACAGGGAACUUGACAACUGUUAUAUUCAGUUCUCUCUUUUCACUCCUUCUCAGGGUCUAAUUCACAGAGCAAAUUGCCCAAAUGAUGUUCAAGAGUAAAAUGCCUACAGAUCUGUAGCAUCUCCACUCCCUGCUGCACAGAGCUGUGCUGUGCACUGUCUUCCUCACAGAUAAACAGAGAGAAGUCCUCACCAUUUUAUUGCAGAGUGCAUAAUUCUUAUGUGAUCUAAUCUUCUGAACCUUACAAAAUCAUUUAAAAAGUAUAAUAGGUCUCCUUUAAAUCUGGUGUUAUGAUAAUCCAACAUAAACAUGCCAUUUUUUUCCAUAGGUGUUUCAGUUAAUUGGGUUUAACAGAGAGACUAAUGACGGUGAAGAUGAUGUUACAGAAGCAGUGUUUCUUGAGGUGAUGAUGGGUGGAUUUCAACUACCUUUCUAACAUCACUACUAUUUCUUUAGAUGCUUGUGUUUUUUAUACAGAUUUUAUUUGCAAACAUUUUUUAUACUUCUUAUUAUUUAUUCAUUUUUUACAGCAGACUCUAGAGGCAGAGGCGUGUCAGUAAGGUAGCUCAGAUCUCUUUAGAGGCUGGGAUAGAUGAGGGGCUGAGUGUUUGGGAUCAGGACUAGGGCUGUUGGCCUUUCUUUGUUUCUGUUUUGCCUUUUGAAUUGCACAGGUUUAAGUGACCAUGGAGUGAAGUGACCUCCAGCUUUUUAACAUUAGAGGAUUGCCAGAAGGUGUGCCUCCUCUAGAGUAAUCCUCUCUGCCAUUUCAACAUCGUACUCUCACUGUAAAAUAUUGUCUGUCUCUUCUGUGAGGUCUGUCACUGUAUUCGCCACAAACCCAGGAAACUGUUAUUAUAGUUCAUCCUGCAGUCCCAGAAAUGUCAGUCUAAGACACGUUGCCGACAUCCAGUUUUCUCACGUAUGUCAUGAAACCUCCAUGUUCAUCUCUCUCCACAUGCUUUCUCCAAUCAGUAUGUUAUACUGUCCAAGCACAAUGAUGCAAAAUGCAUUCAAGCAAUAUAUCUGCUCCACUUGUGGGAUAAUUAGACAAAUUAUUUCCAAAAUCUUCCAACCAUUUCUGAAACGGUGAACCAACCAGCAGGCUGACAGCAACAGUGAAGCAGCAGGAGUGUCACUGACUUCUUCAAAGACAGAUAAAGACUGUUCACACGUGGAUGUAUCUUUGACUUUGUUGUAUAUUAAAGUUCCCUCUCUUCGUCUUUAUACCCUCAUGAUGUCUGUAAUGUAACUAAAUUUGUUUCCAGGUGGAAAUUAAUGAGAUAAACUGAAACUACAGAGCCAGUAAAGUGUUAGAAUGACAGAGAAAAAAACUUUUCUUUCUCAUCAGUGAUGGAUGAGUGGACUCUUCUGUUCUCUGUGUGCACAUCUGUAGGAUCUGUCUCUGUUCGCAGUGCAGAUUGGUCCGAAAGUAUCUUCUAGAAACAUGCAGGCUCACUGAAGACAUAACUCUCUGGGAUUGUUUGCACAAUAUAGCAAUGGAUGAAGAGGAACUAACCCAGUGGAAAAGAAAAAGAAAAAAAGGACUGACCCAAAAACAAUGAUAGUGGUGGGUUUGAAGGUUCUCCUCCAUAAAAACACUCUUUAAUUGGUUUCACAAGUUAAAUAAAGACCUGCCCUUGGAUUUGUAUCUGA